GGGGUUACUCGGGGGUAUUAUUGUUAUUAUUGUGGUAGUGGUGGUGUCACCGUGUCCCCUCCCUCUCUCCCCCCUCCUCCCCCGGCCGCUGGCAGUGCAGGGGUUACCGAGGAGAGCUGUUGCACUUCCUGGUCUGGCGAGGCUGAGGCUGCCUGCUCUGCCGCCAUGGUUGGGUCUUGGAGGAUCGCGGUGCGAGCUGCCCACUCCGGGCUGAGGCCUGGCUCCGUGUCUGCCCACCCCGGGCUGGCCGUGCUGGCCCUGGCUGGGCUGCUCUGGGUGCCCGGCGGCUGCGAGACGGUGAAUGGGGCCCCGGCAGCGGGCACAGUGAGAGCUGUCACUGCAGGAAACUGGUCAGCGCUGCUGGAGGGGGAGUGGAUGGUGACAUUGUAAGUAUGCACUCAGCCUGCCUGGAUAUCAGGGGAGUGAGUAUGCACUCAGCCAGCCUGGAUAGCCACCAAUGAAAGAAUGGGGGGGUGAGUGUUCACUCAGCCAGCCUGCAUAGCAACCAAUGAAAGGAUCAGGGGGGAGUGAGUGUGCACUCAGCCAGCCUGCAUAGCCACCAAUGAAAGGAUCAGGGGGGAGUGAGUGUGCACUCAGCCAGCCUGGAUAGCCACCAAUGAAAGGAUCAGGGGGCAGUGAGUGUGCACUCAGCCAGCCUGGAUAGCAACCAAUGAAAGGAUCAGGGGGGAGUGAGUGUGCACUCAGCCUGCCUGGAUAGCCACCAAUGAAAGGAUCAGGGGGGAGUGAGUGUGCACUCAGCCUGCCUGGAUAGCCACCAAUGAAAGGAUCGGGGGGGAGUGAGUGUGCACUCAGCCAGCCUGGAUAGCAAGGAUCGGGACAGUGAGUGUGCACUCAGCCAGCCUGGAUAGCAAGGAUCAGGGGGCAGUGAGUGUGCACUCAGCCAGCCUGGCUGCUGUCACUGCAAGGAUCAGGAGGGACGUGGAGUGAAUGGUGAUAUUGUAAGUGUGCACUCAGUCUGGCUGCUGUCACUGCAAGGCUCAGAAAGGACAGGGGAGUGAAUGGUGACAUCAUGAGUGUGCGCUCAGCCAUCACUGCAAGGAUCAGGGGGGACAUUGUGAGUAUGCACUCACUCAGCCUGGCUGCCAACACUGAGUAGAUCAGGAGGGACAGUGGGAGUGAAUGGAAGGCAGAGAGGACUAAGUUGGCACAAUGAAUCAUAAUGGCAUCAAUCUACUAUGUGAGAAUGAUACUAUAAUUACUGAUAAUCUACCUGAAAUGAAUCGUGUGCAAUACAUUUGUGUGUGUGUGUGUGUGUAUAUAUUAUAUAUAACCUGUUAACAUUUUCUAUUUAUUUUUGACAUGUCAUACGUACAAGACUGGUCUCUGACCAAAUGCCACCCCAAGCAAAAGUCACUUUUGGUGUUCCUCCCCCAACAUCACUAAAAUACCUUCAAAAGUAUUUCAAGCGAACUGUCGCUGCUGAGAUUACCCAACUACCCAGUUAUUAACUAAAUUUAGUUUUUGAGUUGUGUUUUAUUCUCAGUUUGUCAGUAAUUUGUACUUUUAAUUUACAUGACAUGCCUUGCAGGGAAGCAUGACAGACAGGCCGUGCCAUGUAUACUAAAUUAGUCAGCAUUCUGAAAUUGCAUGAGCAUGUGUACCCUGUCCGGCUCACAGCGCUGAUAUCGAGGGCAACUCAAAACCUAAUCAUCAUGAGAUGGCGUGAUGAAGAUCUUUUGUGGGUCACACCAACUCUCUCUUGGUGGGCCAGAACUUAAACUAAACAUUUGAACCUCUAAAAGUGGAGGUUGGAGAUUGGGCCUUCAACGGAUAAUACUGGAUAAUAUAUAUAUAUAAUGUGUCUUCAGGAACAAACAUGCCUCCUAUAGGCACAAUAUAACACUCUUUAAAUAACAAGCUGAUGGUUUUCUCCAGUAGAGGAACCUAUAGGGUCAGCAAAUUCCCUAAACCCCAUUGCGAUUCAACAGUCCAACCCACAGGUUGUUGGUUGCAUACUGGCUAGAAUUUGCCAACGUGAAUGAGCAGUAAAACCUAUAACUAGUCCGGACGCACGGCGUGAAGGCAGGAUAUGGUAAAACAUGCUAGGAUCAAAUGUCGCUUAUAUUUAAUUCUGUCUGCAAAGAACCCUUGGCAUUACCUUGUUGGAAAUAAAACAGUGCUUAUGGUACACAUUUUUGUGUACUGGUGUUUUAAAAUCAAAAUCUGAACACUUCUAACCACAUCCCCACGUAUGCAGUUCUCUCUUCAUCUCAUUUAGAUCAGUUGUACACCAUGGGACUCUCUGAAUCAUUAGAUUGGGUGGGCAAUAGUGCCAAAUGUGUUAGCUGCAUACUGCAUUACAUUAUUGUGUACCUUAGGGAGCUUUUGGGAGCAUUUGUCGAACAAUUCAGGUAUGAGUAAACGUGUUAUGUAUGCAAAUUACAAACUCUUACCCACGAAGAUACUGUAACCUGAGUAAAAGUGAAAGUCUGAAUUCUUCUCUAUUAUCUGGCAAUCUUAUUCUUAGGAGCCAAUAGCAGCUAAAGCCAGUCUUCAGACUGUGCUAAUCACCUAACUGGUGUGUUGAGCAGGUAUAGCUGCGGUUUCAUCAGAACCCUAAUUACUAUGCACAAACACAACCUACCACACUAUUUAGAACCUUCAACGAUCUCUGCAGCCCACACAGACUGCCAAGGAACCCACUUCACAAUGAUGAACAGGAGGCAUCUGCAACCUUAAAAAAUGUGGCCAGAUAGGGAACUUGAAAGGCUUAAAACCAUUUCAGAUCUAAAGUACUUGCAAAAGUAUUUAAAAUUUUUUUAUUUUUUUUAUUUUUUUGCCCGCAAAGGUGCGUAAUAAUAUCACACACACGUGAUCAAUGUGCUGUCAGUAACAGGAUGUGGGAAAUGUGUCAUUGUCAACAUCCUAUAAAAGCUCUAUAAUUGCAGCAUCAUGUCAUACGAUGCCUAUUUCUGUUUUCUGUAACAGAUGGCAGGUUUUGUCUGGGGAGUGUAGUGUAUGAUUAUAUAUUCAGAUUUAAAAAAAAUGUUAUGACUGAUUAUUGAAAAUUCUGCUUCUUUACCAAACUGCAAACAACCUCCAUUGCUGUUUACAUUUUGGGUGGAUGAAUUAUGAUUCAGAGCGUUGUCUGCUCUCCUGGCGUAUUGCCUUAGAAUAAUGUGACCAACAUUUUAUUCAAGUCUUACAAACAUUGCAUUGAAAUGAAAGUACUCACAUUUUCUGGUGGGAUUAAUUUGUGCUGCCGCCUUAUUAUACUUUAAAAGUUUUACAGAGUUUAACUUUGAUGUAGUUAUAGUCACGUGUGUAUCAGGGCUCAAAAGUCCACACCUACUCUUCUGGCCUGUGUGUUAAGGGACACUAUGUGAAAGACAUGAGUGUGUGCAAGAGUGUAUGUGUUUGGGAGGGUGUGCACCUUUCCCUUCCCUAUGUCAAUUGCCCCCUCUUUUUCCAUUCCACUGGUUGCUUGUCUCCGAUUAUCAGAUGACAGACUAGCAAAGUUGGAGCGAUAGGUUAAGCGACAUAGCAUUUUUACUGUCCUCCCUCCGUUUAAUUGGCCAAUAUCAUCCACAUGUAUUUGCUCCCGUUCAUGUGUUUGUCACUGCCUCGUUCUCAUUCUCAAAUCUAUAUUUUGUCUUGUACGACGCAGCUGCUCAAAGCUGUGCUUCUUCUAGUCAUCGGACGUUGCAUGUGCCACGCAGACUCAGUGGUUUGUGGUUAGGACAUAAAUCUGGCAACAUUCAGCUUUCAGUGCAUGAUGCAUACAUUCGAAAUUGCAGUAAUUUACUAUUAAAGACUUUAUUCUAGUGGUCAAGCUUGGUAAUAACCGUGUCCUGAUUUUGGGAAAAAAAAAGUUUGUUUUUUUUUUUAAAUUUAUUUAUUUAAUUUUUAGGUGCUUGACUGCAAGCUUUCAAUUGAAAACCAUGGAUUGUACAUAAAAAUUGAUAUGGGAGAUGCAAGGCCAUGUCCCAUGAGCUAAAACACAGUUUCAAUACAAAUUAUCAAGUCAUUGUGGUUGAGAAAAAUAGAUGUAAUGUUUUGGAAACUUACAAAUGUAUAAAAUGUUCCUUCUAGCUGUUGCAAAGACUGAUCGGUAGCUACAUGGAGUGUUUGAUAGCAGACUUUGCAGUUUUUCAUGCAAUGUCUAGUUUUUGAGUAUAUGGGGGAGAUUUCCCACUGUCAUGAUAUUGGUGGGUGCCUCACAUAAAAAAAAACACAUAAAAAAAAAUAUAAGUGCAAACAAUAUCACUAAAUACCAGGCAGUGUGAACUCUGAUUCAUCGUCUAUUCGUAAGAAUGCCAAAGCUUAACAAAUAUUACAGAUUUAUGAAAAGAAGAUGAAGGGCUUAAAGUCUUAUUUGAAUUGUUUCUGUCUUUAUGAUUUUUUCUUUUUCUGUCAAGGCUUUUGCUGGGAUUAAUAUUUAAGAUUUGCUUAUUUUCUCUUUUUUUUUUUUUUUUUGGAGGGGGGUGCGGGGGGGGAGCCAGAUCUCCAGCAUAAAUGUGUAUUAUUUAUAUACAUUUUAGCAAUUCUUUCUGGUACUAAAUGCCAUCUGUUCAGCUUAAGUUGUAACUCGUUUAAGUUUAAACAAUGGAUGUUGCUAUAGGUCAUUUUUAAGGAUCUAUUCCGUUCUGGUAGCGUUAUUACCAAUCGUAGUUCUAGCUCCCAUUUUUUAAGUGUCAGAGGAGGCAAUUCAUUUUUUUUUUUUUUAUAGUCUUCUCAAUUCUAAGCACUUAGUUACUAAAUUUUUAAAGUCCUACUGUUGGAUUAGUUUGCUCAAAAGUUGGAGCUCUUCAGAAGUAACCUCUCUAAUUAUAUUUUGAUAUUAUACCCUUCACUCUUAAAUAUUUAAAUGUGUUCCUCCGUGUUAGGCUAACUUCUCUCUGUAUAGUGUUCAAGGGUUUUAUUUCCUUGUUUUCCAGGAGAUCACUUUUAUAUAUUUUACUCCUUUUAAUUCCCAUAAAGACAGGUCUAGCUCUUUAGUUAAGUAGAUAAUGUAGCUAACAUGGAGGCAAGAUACAAUCGAACUUUAGAUGUCAAGUUUCUUUUUGGUCGUCUUCCAGUUAGCUAAAAUUUGACGUAGGGUUAGACUUCCUUCUCCUUUGAGAGCCUUUUUAUUUUAAUAAGGUUCCCAAAAUAACCAUGCUAGUUCCUUGUCUAUACCUUCCGCCCCUUGUUCUAAUGCAUACCACCCUUCUGUUUUAGACUUUUCAUUUUGUGUUAUUAUUGCAUGGGUUAGUAAUUGGGAUUGAGCAUAUUCCUUUAUAAUCUGGUUUUCCAGUAUCAAUAAGAUGUCGUCUGCAUAAAGUUGAAUUUUUUGAUGUUCUGAGCCUCCUUUAAUAUCCUUGUUGGCUCUAAUCUCCCUAACUAAUGGUUCCAACGACAGAAUAUCCAGGAGAGGAGACAGAGGACACUCCUGCCUUGUUCCGUUUGUAAUUUGGAACCAGUCAGAUUUAACAGCUGACCCUACCACUCUUCCCAAAAGCCUGCAAGGUCUCUCUUGGGAGAUCCCAGCUAACUCUGUCAAACGCCUUUUCGGCAUCUAAUGACAUUGUCAGCUGGGAUAUCUGUCUUUUCUCUGCAUCUUCGUAUAAGUUCAUUAGACUCCUUAUAUGGUUUGAAGAGGCUCUCCCAUUAAUAAAACCUACCUGAUCAUUAUGAACCAGAUCUUUUAUAUUAUUUUUGAUCCUAUCAGCAAUUAUACCUGCAUAUAGCUUAGAAUCUAUAUUCAAUAGUGAAAUAGGUCUGUAGUUUACUAUGUCAGUAGGGUCUUUCCCUGAUUUUAAAAUAGGGGUUAUGUUCCCUUUUAACAUCUCUUCUGGUAAUUCCCCUUUAUCUACAAUUUCAUUUAAUGUUUUCAUCAAUUAGGCAUGUGCAUGGGGAAAAUGUUCGGUUCGGCAUUCCGAAACUCGUGACUUCGGCAAUUCGAGACUUCGGUUCGGCAUUUCGGGACUUUGGCACUUUGGGACUUCUCUUGCAGCUGCUUAGUAGAUAACUCCCUAAUUCCCACGGUCUUUCAGCUAAAUUUAUUAAUACUAAGUAAAGAUUACUUACUAUUAGUAAAUGUUGCCCCUACUCGCUAUACCACGAGUAGGGGCAUGUCUGUUAAACAGUGAGCAGCCCUUUUUUUUUUUUUUUAAAAAGGGUCCCCCUAUUGCCCCCCUGGCCCCCACCCCUGAAUGGCGGGUGGGUGCCCUAAAUUAAAAUAAUGGGGGGGGACCUAUUGUCCUUCCCCCGGCCCCCACUCCUGAGUGGCGGGUGGGGGCCCUAAAUUAGAAUAAGGGGGGGAACCGAAUGUCCUCCCCCCUGGCCCCCACCCCUGAGCCGUGGGUGGGGGCCCUAAAUUAGAAAAGGGGGGGAACCGAAUGUCCUCCCCCCUGGCCCCCACCCUUGAGCGGUGGGUGGGGGCCCUAAAUACCAAUAAGGGGGGGUACCUAAUGUCCUCCCCUCUGGCCCCCACCCCUGAGCGGUGUGUGGGGGCCAUAAAUUAGAAUAAGGGGGGGACCUAAUGUCCUCCCCCCCCCUGGCCCCCACCCCUGAGUGGUGGGUGGGGGCCCUUAAUACCAAUAAGGGGGGGUACCUAAUGUACUCCGCCCUGGCCCCCACCCCUGAGCAGCCUGAGCGGUGGGUGGGCGCCCUAAAUUAGAAUAAGGGGGGACCUAAUGUCCUGAGCGGCGGGUGGGGGCCCUAAAUAAAAAUUUAACCCCCCCAGGUGACUAGGGGUCCCCAAAACCCUAGUCACCCCCUCCCAAAAAAACUAACCCCUACCUACCCCCUUCACCCUAAAAAUAAUGAGGGGGGGGGGGGGCAUUAACUAAGUACUUGUAAAAAAAAACAAAAAACUUACCAUGUUUUCUUUCUUCUAAAAUCUUAUUUUUUCAGCCCCCAAAAAGGCCAAAUAAAAAUCCAUAAUUACCGACGCACUGUAAAAAAAAAAAAAAAAUCCAUCUUCACCCAUGGAGGGCUCCGCGCAGACUGAGCACUGCAGGGCGGGGCAAGGCAAGGCUUAAAUAGUCUUGCCCCGCCCUGCAAUUAGGCUCAGAGCACUCUGGUGGGAAAAUUCCAAAGAACUUUCCCACGCUGUGUAAAAUGACACAGAGCACUCUGAUUGGUGGAUUUCAAGCUAACCAAUCAGAGUACUGUGACAGGUAAAUGUAGAGACUUACCUGUCAGUCUCUUCAUUUACCUGUCAGAGCACUCUGAUUGGUUAGAUUGAAAUCCACCAAUCAGAGUGCUCAGAGCCUAAUUGCAGGGGUGGGGGCCAGGUGGGAGGACAUUACGUCCCCCCCAAAUGGUAUUUAGGGCCCCCACCCACUUAGGGCCCCCACUGCUCAGGGGUGGGGUCCAGGGGGAGGACAUUAGGUCCCCCCCCUUAUUAUAAUUUAGGGUCCCCACCCACUGCUCAGGGGUGGGGGCCAGGGUGGAGGACAAUAGGCACCCCCUUAUUCUGAUUUAGGGCCCCCACCCACCGCUAUAGGUCCACCCCCCCCAUUAUUUUACUUUAGGGCCCCCACCCGCCGCAUAGGGGUGGGGGCUGGGGGGAGAACAAUAGGUACCCCCCUUCAGGUUUUUCUUUUUUUUACAAUGAGCAGCCACAGGCUGCAAAUGCUUACAGCUGAAUCCUGGCUAUGUUUGUAUACUUUUUAUUUAAACUUGUAUACAGUGUAACAUUCUUAACUCUUCCACUGGGUAAGUAUAUUAGUACUUAGGCAAUACUGUACUUCGGCACUUUGACACUUCGGCACUUUGACAAUUUUAGAACUUCGGCAAUUCAGCUAUUCGGACAUUCGGAAAUGUUUUUUAAAAAAAAAGUAAUUAUAGACAUCUAAUCCAGGGGACUUGUUAAUGUUCAAGCUAUCUAUUCUAUGAAUUAUUCAUGAAUAGAGAAUGGUUUAUUAAUCUCCUCCCAUGCCUACUUAGCUUUGGAAAUAUAUUGUUCUUAAAGUAUUCUGAAAUUUCUAUUCGAGUAGCCCCUUUAGGUAGGGAAUAUAGAGUUUGAUAGAAAGUGCUGAAUGAAUGCUUUACCUAUUUUGUCUGGAGACGUUUUAUAAAUACAUUUUUUUUAUCUUUUUUUUUUUUCUUUUUUUUAAUCCUGUUUGAAAGCAUUUUAUCAGCCUUGUUACCUUUAUAAUAUCUUAUCGUAUUGAUUAUCUCUAAAUUUUUAUUAGCUUUUUCUAUCAAUUGGAGAUAGAUAUUUAUUUAUUUAUUUUUUUAAUAUAAAUAUAUUGUUUAUCUAAACGGAGAGAUCUAUAGAGGGACUCUGUGUGUAUUCGUUUACCAAGUUAAAUAACUGUGUGUGGGUAUGUGUGUGUGUGUGUGUGUAUAUAUAUGUGUGUGUGUGUGUGUGUGUGUGUAUAUGUGUAUAUGUGUGUGUGUGUGUGUGUGUGUGUGUGUAUAUAUAUAUCUAUAUAUGUGUGUGUGUGUAUAAGUAUAUAAUGUGUGUGUGUGUGUGUGUGUAUAUGUGUGUGUGUGUGUGUGUGUGUGUGUAUAUAUGUAUAUAUAUAUAUAUAUGUGUGUGUGUGUGUAUAUGUGUAUAUAUAUAUAUAUAUAUAUGUGUGUGUGUGUGUGUGUGUGUGUGUGUGUGUGUGUGUGUGUAUAUGUGUGUAUAUGUGUAUAUAUAUAUAUAUAUAUAUAAUAUACAUGGUUGUGUGUGUAUAUACUAUAUAUAGAGAGAGAGAUUGGAUAGGGGUUUUUUUUUUUUUUUUUUUCAGAUUUGUUUCUUUAGUUGAGGUCCUAGUUUCAUAAAGAGGCCUCGUGCUACACUUUUGUAAGCACACCAUACUGUAAUUAAAGAAGUAUUUUCUAUCUCAUUCUCCAGGAAGUAGAGCUCUGACAUCUUGUUCAUAUAAUCUCUGUUUUCUUGUUUCUUUAACAGGUAAUUUUUCAAUCUCCAAUCUCUAUUAAAAGCAAUUAAAUUUUCUUUGAGAUCUAAAAUCACAGCAUUGUGAUCUGACCAUGUCUUGAAUCCUAACCUUUUGAGUGUGGUUUAUCAGUCUUGCCUCACCUAAUAUUAAAUCAAUUCUUGAGUAGGCACAGUUUGUUUUUGAAAAGCAUGUAUAAUCUUUCUCUUCUACCUGAAAUACUCGCCAUAUAUAAUAUACGAUUACGAUAAUAUAUACGGUAAUAUUACUUUUGGUCCCUUAAAAAGUGGGAGGCACAUAUACAAACUGUUGUAAUUCCUACACCGUUCACCUGAUUUGGAUGUAAAUACCCUCAAAUUAAAGCUGAAAGUCUACAGUUAAAGCACAUCUUGUUUGUUUCAUUUCAAACCCAUUGUGUUCGUGUAGAGAGCCAAAAAGAUUAGAAUUGUGUCGAUGUCCCAAUAUUUAUGGACCUGACUGUAUCUCCCAUCUUUGUCAGUUUCUUUGUAUUUUAUUUUUAGCUCUACUUCCUUAUUUUCUCUUUUUUUAAACCUUAGUAGUACAGUAAAAGUCUAACCCUGAACAUAAUGUUUUGCUAAAAAAGGUCAAAACUGUAAUCUUCACUGUGCCUUUACGUACGUACGUGUGUGUGUGUGUGUAUAUGUGUGUGUGUGUGUGUAUAUAUAUAUAUAUUUUAAACAUAUGGUAACAUACACAAAUCAGCCACAAAUCACCUGCCUAAUAUUGUAUUGGUCCCCUUCAUGCUGCCAAGACAGGUCUGAUGUGUCACACAGAAGAGCUAAUGUAGCUCAAUUUGCUGAAAAGCGUAAUGCUGGCCAUGAUCGAAAAGUGUCAGAACACAUAGUGUAUUGCAGUUGUCUGUGUCUGUUAGAGUGCCGAUGAUGAUGGACUCCACAAGACCUCCGGCAAGUUGCAUGUUGAUGUCUCCAUGGAUCAGAUGUGUUGUUCCAGCACAUUGCACAGAUGCUCACUUGGAUUGAAAUCUGUGGAAUUUAGAGGCCAAGGCAACACCUUGAACUCUUUGUCAUGUUUCUCAAAGCAUUCCUGAAAAAUGUUUGCCGUGUGGCAGGGUGCAUUAUCCUGUUGAAAGAGGCCACUGCCUCAGUGAACACCAUUGCCAUGACGGGAAUGUACAUGAUCUGCAACAAUCUCUAGAUAGGUGAUGCUUAUGAAAGUAACAUGCAGGACCAACAAUUUUCCAGCAGAACAUUAUUAGACCAGUGCCUCCGCCGGCCUGCCUUCUACUCAUAGUGCAUGCUUCUGCCAUCUCUUCCUCCGGUAAACGACGUACACGCACCCAGCCAUGCACUUGAGCUAAAAGAAAACAUGAUUCAUCAGACCAGGCAACCUUCUUUCAUUGGUUCAUGGUCCAGUUCUGACGCUCACAUUCCCAUUGAAGGCGCUCUCGACGGUGGACUGGAGUAAAUAUGGGCACUCUGACUGGUCUGCGACUACACAGUCCCAAACGAGACAAACUGCGAGGCACUGUGCGUUCUGACACCUAUCUAUCACGGCCAGCAUUCAGUUUUUCUGCAAUUUACGCUACAGUAACUCUUUUGUAUGAUUGAACUAGAUGUGCUAGACUUCACUUGCUAUGUGCAUCAAUGAGCCUUAGGCACCCAUGACUUCCUUGCACCACUUUUGAUAGGUACUAACCACUGCAUACUGGGAACACCACAUGUUUUGGAGAUGUUCUGACCCAGUCGUUUAGCUAACAGUAUUUGGCCCUUGUCAAGUCACUCAAAUCUUUUCACUUGUCCAUUUUUUUUCCUGCUUCCAACACAUGAAAUUCAAAAACUAGCUGUUCACUUGUUGCCUAAUAUAUCCCAUGCCUUGACAGGUGCCAUUAUAAUGGUAUAAUCAAUAUUAUUCAUUUCACCUGUCAGUGGCUUUAACCCCUUAAGGACCAAACUUCUGGAAUAAAAGGGAAUCAUGGCAUGUCACACAUGUCAUGUGUCCUUAAGGGGUUAAAGGGACACUAUAGUCACCAGAACAACUACAGCUUAUUGCAUUUAUUCUGGUGAGUAGAAUAAUUCCCUUCAGGCUUUUUGCUGUAAACACUGUCUUUUCAGAGAAAAUUUAGUGUUUACAUUACAACCUAGUGAUAACUCCACUGGCCACUCUUUGGAUGACUACUAGAGGUGCUUCCUGGGGCAGUGUUGCACACUGGGCAGUACUGCCAUUCAGUGUCCCCACCCUUUGCAUGCAGGCACUGAACUUUCCUCAUAGAGAUGCAUUGAUUCAAUGCAUCUCUAUGAGAAGAUGCUGAUGGGUCAGAGCUGUGUUUGACUUGUGCUGGCUAUGCCCCAUGAUCUGCCUCCUUGACAGUCUCAGCCAAUCCUAUUGUGAAGCAUUGUGAUUGGCUCACAUAAUCACUUCUGGUGAUGUCAGCAGGCAGGUCAGGGGCAGAGACAGCAGCUGCAGACUUGAAUACAAGUAAGAUUUUUAGUGAGGCAAGGAGGGGCCAGGAAUACAUGUUUAUGUUCCUGAUCUUGUAGUGUUCCUUUAAUGUUGUAAAUGAAGCAAAUAGUGUGACUCAUAAAGAGGAAAGUUAUAAUGGCGAAUCUGAAAUGUAAAAAACGAAAUAAUGAAAACCAAGGUAUUCAAUACACCAAAGCCAUGGCUUCUAUACAUUAAUACGUAUUAUGUUAAAGUAUUAUGUUAGUCAAAAGAAUACUAUAGCGUUAGGAAUACAAACAUGUAUGCCUAACAUAGUUUAAAUCUAUAUAUAAUACUGUCCCCCACCCUCCCCCAUCAUGGUGUGAGGGUUGGAAGGGUGAAUUUUACUUCCCAUUCAGCCCUCACUGCACCCGUCUCUGUGGAAAAACUCCACCUCUUUGGCUGAUCUCAUCAGUGUAGGUGAUCUCAUCCAGUCCUGUGCUUUCCAAUAGAAAGGCAUUUGGAGGUUAAUGCGCAUGCACAGCAAAACGCCAUACUGUGCCAAUCUUUAAAACCAUCUGAUUGAAAUAGCACAAUGUUGCUGGUAAUGGUAAUAUGAAAUAUGUAAUGGGGCCUACAGUAUGUGAGUCAGUGUGUGUUAGUUUUUCUGUAUGUGGGUAUUGGUCAGAGUGUGUUUGUGGGUAUGUGUAUCACUGUGUGGGUCAGUGUGGUGAUUGUGUCAGAAUGUGUGUAUGUAGUUAGUGAGGAUUUGGUUUGUAGAGAAUAAAAGUCUGAAUCAAAUUACUUUAAAAAGACAGUCCAUGCACAAUACACACAGCUAGGGAUCGACUGAUAUUGAUUUUUUAGAGCCGAUACCGACAAUCUGUGAACUUUCAGGCCGAUAAUUUACCGAUAUAUUGUACAUUUACCAUUUUGAAAAAAAUAAACUAUUUCUAAAGGUAAAUGCACACAAUAUGCAUGCCACAUGUAGUGGAUGCAAUGUGUUUAGACAGGGGAGCUGUGUGUGUUUGUGUAGUGGAUGCAGUGUGUAUUUGUGUAGUGUGUAUAUAAUGAAUGUAGAAUGUGUUUGUGUAGUGUGUGUGUAUAUAAUGAAUGUAGAAUGUGUUUGUGUAGUGUGUAUAGAGAAUGCAGUGAGUGUUUGUGUAGUGUGUAUAUAAUGAAUGCAGAGUGUCUGUGUAGUGUGUGUCUAUUUAGUGAAAGCAGUGUGUGUAUAGUGAAUGCCGUGUGUGUAGUGUGCGUAAAGUGAAUGCAGUGCUAGUGGUGUGUGUAUAGUGAAUGCAGUGUGUGUGUAGUGUGUGUAUUAUGAAUGCAGAUUGUUUGUGUAGUGUGUGUAUAUGAAUGCAGAUUGUUUGUGUAGUGUGUGUAUAGUGAAUGCAGUGUGUUUGUGUAGUGUGUGUGUGUGUAUAGUGAAUGCAGUGUGUGUAUAUAAUGCAUAAUGUGUGUGUUUGUGUAGUGUGUGUGUAUAUGAAUGCAGAGUGUGUUUUUUUGUGUAGUGUAUGUGUAAAGUGAAUGCAGUGUGUUUGUGUAGUGUGUGUGUGUGUAUAGUGAAUGCAGUGUGUGUAUAUAAUGCAUAAUGUGUGUGUUUGUGUAGUGUGUGUAUAUGAAUGCAGAGUGUGUUUUUUUGUGUAGUGUGUGUGUGUAAAGUGAAUGCAGUGUGUAGUGUGCGUAAAGUGAAUGCAGUGUAUGUACAGUGCGUGUAUAGUGAAUGCAGUGCUAGUAGUGUGUGUGUGUGUGUGUUUGUGUAGUGUGUGUAUAGUGAAUAGAGUGUGUGUGUUUGUGUAGUGUGUGUGUAUAGUAUAUGAAUGCAGAUUGUGAAUGCAGUGUGUUUGUGUAGUGUGUGUGUGUAUAGUGAAUGCAGAAUGCACAAAUUUAAUUUGUGAAAAUGAGUUUAGCAAAAAUCCCUGUCAAUGUCCAGGGCUCUAAGUAAAGGCCCCAAUUUUUGUAACAUAUUUUGUUUAUUUUGUGUCAGGGCAAAUAGAUUGGGUUUAAACUCCCCCGCUCUCUGGAAAAGUAAAUUUACAAAUCAAUAAAAUUCCAUAUCCCGGAGUGUUGUAGCUGCUGUUUUUUAUUGGAAUUAAUAAGCAUCAAUUUACACAUAUUGUGCAUUUUUAUUUCUAGUAUAUUAGAGGAAGCCAAACUUUCUCUGUGCUGCGCUUGUACAGCUUGUUUUUCUUAUCCGACACUGAGCUGCACAUACAUGGUUGGGUGGUUGAAUACCCCUAGGGUCUCUCUCCAACCAUCCAAAUUGUUUUUAAUGUAAAAUACUGAAAAGGGAAAAUAAAAGUGGCAGCAGUAAUAUUUUGGGUUUUGCUAAUUAUUUGUCUGUUUCCUUGUUUAUUAAGCACCAUGUACAGGAUGGACCCUCAGCAAUCUGAUUUGGUCGUUUUCCAAAUUCUCCGACUAAGUCCAGCAAUCAGCUGUCAACAGUUGUAUACAAUAAGCUAGUUGCUUGCAAUGAAUAAGCACUGAGUUCAUUUAUGCAGCUAAAUGAUUGGAAAAGCAAUUGUCUUUUGCCCUAGACGUCACAGCAUCACCCCUGCUGUGCAUAAUUGCCUUAAAAGUGAAAAGCUAGUCUGAUUUAUUUUUUAUUUAUUUUGUAAAAUUUCUGGUUUUAGUAGAAAUUGGUACAAAAUGACAGUUUGUGACUAAGCAUUUAUUUAAAACACACCGUCAGAAAAGCAUUCAUGUAGAUAGAUAAGACGAUCUUGGCUUUCUUGUCCCUGCAUGUCAAGCACUGCUGAUGCAAACCAUUUAUUUUAACUCAAAACUCAGUACACACAUUGCAGUUGCGUUACAGAUUACCAGAUUUGGUGUGCUAAUUAUGGAUUCUGCAUUUUGAGUGGCAGGGUUUGAUAGUACUGUCCAGCAGUAUAUACUUUUACUGUGAUUUCACUGAGCAAGUUGUGACGGUUCCUUUGGAAUCUCAUUAGAAUUAGAUCACUGAGGGUAUUCUCCUAAAGCUAGACUGCACUUUCAGUAUGACCAAAGAAUGCAUAAGCAUUAACCCCUGACGUGUGACAUGUCAUGAUUCCCUUUUAUUCCAGAAGUUUGGUCCUUAAGGGGUUAAGCAAAUAAAUUACUAAACUGAGGCUUGCUGGAACUGACCAGAGAAAUUCAAAUUUUAUGCCAAAGUAGCUGAAUACUAAAACUUUUUCAGUUUCACGAAACUAACUUUAAAACAAAUGUCCAUUAUUUCCCUGUAUGUGUCCCUUACUUUGUUUAGAUUAUUUGAAAAUAAAAAAAUGAAGUGUACCUCUAAUACGGCACAUGGACACACGCUGCUCUUCAGCCACUCCUCCCACUAUGAGUCUAUCAUGUGUAGCGAUCUCUGGUUCAAUCCAGUGCAUCUCAUAAAAAAAUUAUUGCAAACCUAUGGCGCAUGCGCAGAAAAUGCUGUGCCAGUCCAGUACUUAUCUUUAACGAACAAUAGCUGUGUUCGUUGUGUAGUGCUGCUUCUCUUUCUGGCUUCCAAUUUAGGUGUGUUCUAGGAUAAAUGUAAACAGCUUUGGCAAUGCUUUACAUGGCAUUAAAGUAUAGUGGUUUUGAUAAUUAUAGUGUACCUUAAAGCUAUAUUUCCAGAUUAUUUAGUUUUGCUUAAUUUUCCUGCUCUUCAGUCAAUUCUUAAUUUAACGAAUUAACCGGUAUAUUACAGAAGUAGUGUGAAUCUAAGCAAGUAUCCAAAAACUACAUCUCCCAGUUCUUGCCAUCUUGCAUCGAUGGCUGGAGUUGCAUAUAAGAGUUGGCGUUCUAGAGAAAUUGAUUUGCUACAACAUCAUUGCUUCUGACAUAAUGUGUUUAUAGAACAAAAAUAAAACAUGGCACAUCUUUUUACUGACUGCCUCUUUGGCAAAAAAAAAAAAAGUUUACAUACAGACGGGGCACAGAUUGGCUGUAAUUCCAGGCAGAUUUAUUGUGACAUAAAGUGCAAUGCGUCAACAUCCUAAGAGCCUUUGUCAAGCUAAAAUCCAUUAGAGUGCACAGUAUAAAUAGCCAGACAUGUGAUGAUAUAAACAAGUUCACAUGUGUUCAGUGAAAGAGUUAAACACAUACAAAUGCGAGAGCCAACUUUAGAGAACAAUAACCUUUAAUGCUUUGUUCUCGUAAUAAAUUACUUGCUUGAAGCAACUUGUGAUUAUGAUUAAGUUUCAGUGGAGCAGGAGAAAUGGAAGUGCAUUUUCUUCUAAGUAGCACAAAUUGUUUUUAUAUCGGAUAUGCUCAUUCAUAAUCCAGAGGGCAUCUUAAAAAUAUACCAAAGCCUUCAGAAACAUUAUUGUGUAUUUGUUUUUACCUUGUUUGUUUGUGUUCUUUCAAGGUCUUGCUGCAAUUAUAAUAUUGGCGAUUAUGUAUAAAAAGUGCGGUGUUCACUUUUUAGGCUGUUUUGUUACUUGUUGGAGCUUUUCCUCUUUCCAAAUUAUUAUUCCCUUAUUUCUGCCAAAAUAUUCCUAAUUGUGCCACAUGUCAUUUAAGAAGAGCAAAAAACAAGUUGCAAGAGAGUACUGAGAACGGAGAACAGCUCAAUUAGCCUGCCCCUCGGUGGGACCCCACUCGGUUAUCAAGCUGGUUUUAGCUCAACUUGUACCAUUUUCAUAUCAGACUGAUCCCACCCAAUAGGGCAGGACAGAUCCAAAAUGCAGACUGACUCUUUCUGCACAAGAGAUUCAGCAACCCCAUACGAUCGUUUCAAUCUUGUUAGUGAGGUAUAGCCAAUAUCUCUGUAGGCACCGUGAGCAAGGGGUCCAUGUCUGGAUUACCCUUUAAACUUAGGGAGAGCAAAAAACAAGUAUGCAAGAUCUUGCUGGCAUUUUGGAUCUGGACUGCCCUUACAGGUGGGACCAGUCUGAUAUGAUUCAGAUAUGUUCUCUCUGUAAUGGCACAAGUGAGCAAAAACUAUUUUGAGACCUGAGCAGGGAUUUACCGAAGGGCAAGCUAUUUAGUCUCUCUAAGCUGUUGUCAUUCUUUCUUUUUGCUUUAACACGUCAUUUAAUUUUCUCGUUUCAUUUUGAUUCGAUAUGUAGCUCAUUCCCAUUCAAAUCGGCAGGGUCCAAUACAGAAGUUCAUAUCUGCGUAAGUGCUAUAGAAAGAUAAGCGAUAUUACUGCAGAUGCUGUAGACUCUUGUAAUUUGCAGCAAAUGCAGUUAUUUUACAUCUGAGUAUCUUUUCAUUAGUUUCAAUUUAUUUCAUUUUUUUUUUAUAAAUGUAUUCUCACAAUACACUGUUUAAUUUAUUAAAGAAAUACUGAAUCAAGGUCCCUUUAGUAGAACCCAGAGAAGUGACAAUUUUGUGAUGGGCAAGUGAUUCUGGUUUAUGUAAUUGACAGUAGACAACUAAACUAUGUUGACGGGGCAACUCUUGAGAUAGACACUUAGUCCUGCAGCAGUGAGUAAAUAUGUACUCAAAUAACCAUUCAAUAGUCACGGUUUAGUGUCACCAGGCCGAGCCAUUAAACUUGUGACAUGUGGACACCUCAGAUAAGUGCUCCUGCUAUGACUCUACAAGAAUAAAUAUAUUUGAGUGUAAUGUAAAAACUUUUGCAUUUUUUUUGCUUUCCGCUGCUGAAUGGGUGGUAAUAACUUCCAAAAAGACAAAAAUUAUCCUGGGUUUUGACUGGUUAGUGUUUGGAAGGUUUCCGAUUGAAUCUGAGUGAAUUUGAUACUGAAGAGUUAUCCUCAAAAGGAGAGGUGUCAUUCAUGUCUGAUGUUUGUUUAACCCCUUGACAUGUCAUGAUUCCCUUUUAUUCCAGAAGUUUGGUGUUUAAGGGGUCAAACGGUUUUCACUAAAUUAAGAAUUGUUAGGAAUUCAGAGGGAAUUUUAAAUUUAAGGCCAAUAUAGCUGAACUGGAGUUAUAGAUGACUUGGAGAAUUUUUCAAGUUUAACUAAUUCGGAAUUCACUGUGAAUUCCCAACAAAUCUCACUUUGGUAAAUAAAUAAUUCUGUCGGUAAUGAAUGAAUUCACAGUGAUAAUAGACCUCCGCUUGUCUGUUGUGAUUUAAUGUUUUUGUGUUUUGUCAGUUUGCUUUGUAUUGUGUUCUUUCAUCGAUUUAUUCUUUUGUGGGAAUGUUUAUAAGUACUUUAACCCAAAAUCCACUUCUGUUUUGUCCAGCUAUGCUCCAUGGUGUCCUGCGUGCCAACAAAUCUAUGCACAAUGGGAGAAUUUGGGAGAACAAAGCGGCACGCUUGAUAUUAAUGUUGGGAAAGUUGAUGUCACACAAGAACCAGGUAUACUACAGUGAUAGGUAUAUUUGUAUAUAUCGUAUAUUAUUAUUUAUUUAUUUUUAUGAAAAUAAAAAGGAAUCCUUCUUUCUCUCCCAUGUAUCUAUAUUCAUAAAAAACAUGAACGGAACUACCUGACAAAGUUGAAGUAUGCCCUGGAUGUGGAAUAAAACAUAUUCCACAUCUAAGGUAUUCUUCAAGCUUGUCAGUAUGACACAGUGGAUGCACAGCAAUUGCCACGAUACAUUAAUUCAGUGCUUCACUAUGAUUCCAUCAUGGAAUCUAUUUGACACCUGGAAUCAGCAUCCAAAGAGACUCAAUUAUUGAAUUUAUAUCUGUCCAGAGCUACUAGUAGCAGAUUCCCUGACACACAUCAGUAGAUGUGGGAAUACAAAAAUGUGAAGAAAGACAUUGCUUAGAAACCACCCUUUUUACAACAGUAAGGCUACAGGGGCAGCAUCUCUGCCCCCAAAUCACUUCCUUAAGAUGAAGUGAUUGUGGUGCCUAGUGUCCCUUUAAACACAACGUUCUUAGUAAUGAGAGAUACAGGAUCAAAGGAAAUGCCUCUAAAGGGACACUAUAGUCACCAGAACAACUACAGCUUAUUGUAUUUGUUCUGGUGAGUAUAGUCAGUCUCUUCAGGCUUUUUACAGUAAACACUGUCUUUUCAGAGAAAAGGCAGUGUUUACAUUACAGCCUAGGGACACCUCCAGUGGCCCUUCCUCAGAUGGCUGCUAGAGGUUCUUCCUGGGAGAAUGCUGCACACUGUGCAUGGAGACACUGAACGUUCCUCGUGAAGAUGCAUUGAUUCAAUGCAUCUCCAUGAGGAGAUGCUGAUUGGCCAGGGCUCUGUUUGGCCUGUGCUGACUCUGCCCCUAAUCUGCCUUCUUGACAGUCUCAGCCAAUCCAGUGAUUUUCUAUGGGAAAGUAUUGUGAUCAGAUUACCACUUCUGAUGAUGUCAGCCAAGAAGACAGAUCAGGGACAGAUUCAGCACCUGCAGACUGGAAUAAAGGUAAGGUUUUACUAUAUUUAGGGAGGUAAAAGGGAUCAGGGGGGCUCGAUAGUGAUUUUAGCACUAUAUGGUCAGGAAUACAUGUUUGUGUUCCUGACCCUAUAAUGUUCCUUUAAUGUGAAUAUAUGAUCGUACUCAUCUCAUAAAUAAAUGGUAAACAUGAUUAGUUUAAUGAAGGCUGCAGUAAAUGAGGACUCAGCUAUGUCAUUCAGUGAUUACAUUUUUUUUGUCUCUAUCACUUAUGCCAUAUGCUUUUAUUCCCAAACUCCUAUUCUGAUCGUAGUAUUGACUCUGUCAGAAGAACAUGUACGUGGUUACUUUUUAAAUCAGUUUUUUGUGACAUUUCUAGUCCUUUCCUCGCACAAUUACUCCAUCCCAGCUCAAAACCUUAAUUUCGCCCUUCCUCUUUUUUUUUUUUUUUUAAAUUUCCUUUUCUUUUUCUUUAGUCCCCUCCUUGACUUAUUCUUUCCUUGUGUUCAUAGUCUAUAGGUUUUCGUAUAGGUACUUGUGAUUUUGUUUCACUUACUCUGCUUAUUGAUGAAGAUUUACAUAGCAAUUAUGUAAUAACCAAGACUUACACGCCCAUUCCUUUUUUUUUUAUAGUAGAAUAACCAUCAAAAAUGCAAUCUGCUUUAUAAGUAGCCUUAGAUAUAGGCAGCAAUUAGUUCCACCAGUGGCCUGAUCGGAAAAAAAAGUCUUCCCUAUAGUCUUUCCCUAGCAUGCACGGAAGUUCCACUAGCUGUUACCUUUCCAUUAAAAGCACUUAAAGACAUCUAUUACAACAGACAAGCUUUUCCAUUUGAAUCAGAACAUUUAAAGCUGUGUGUAGUCCUCUAACAGGCAGACCUUUAUAGUUUGCUGUUUCUUGUAUAUAUUAUUUAUAUUGUGAAUAUCAAUCUCUUUUCUUUUUGUUUGUUUUUAUGUUGUACCUAUCUUUACCUUUUCAUUUUGUAUUAAUAUUAAACCAAGGAGCAUAAGUGAUACAACAUAUAUCUUUUAAAAUGAUCUGGUAAUCCUCUAAUCAUUAUGCUUGAUCAUUAGUAUCGGUAAUCAAAUAUAGGUAAUCCCCCUCCUUAUUCACCCUUAAAAAAAUUGUAUCUCUAAAGCAGAGAGAUAAUCAUUGAGAUUGUAAACAUAUAUAACUAAUAUGUAAUGUGUCUCUGUGUGUGUGUGUGCUUAAUGUAUAUUUCUAUAUAAUACAUAAAAAGUGUCAUCCAGCUUGGAUUAGAUCUUUUUGACCUUGGGGAAUUUGGACUGAUUCUACUUGUUGCCCACGCUAUGAGUUCUGAGAACCUCUAAGAGCAGCAGAGGUCUAUAGGAAUCCUAUAUUUUUGCUUUUUAACGUUUCUAUACAUUGUAUAUUUAUGCUACACCAAUGGUUUAGAAUAAGUUUCCCCUUUUUCUGAAAAAUCUUUGAAUAAGUUAUGAAAAACAUGUGGACUGGGAAUUGAGUGCUCCCGGGAAGACUUUUAAAAGUGUAUUGUAACUGAUGUGUUGAGAAAAACUGUAGUGUGAUUUGAAAAGGAAAUUCAGACAGAAGAUAAGAUGUGGGGAACAUCGUAAACAGUGUGUGAGAAAUUUCAAAAAAGGUUAAUAAUCUUUGAUGCUGACUUUCCAUUUAUUUUAUCACACCAUGAUUUGCAAGAGGGGUGGGGGGGAGGCCUCUAGAGUAGAACAUUGUUCUUUCAUUGCAAAGUAGCAGGGUUUUGAUACAUUUAGUCCUGGAAAUGUAUUUUUUUGAAGACAACAGACUUGUUCUCACUGUAACAAAAGUAUUUGCCUUCAAUUAUAAGGACAGUGUGGGAAACCAAACCACUGUCUCUCAUUGUGGGGGUUAUGUUGCUAAUACUCUAUGGGCUCUGUCCCUUGAUUUUUGGCAAAUCCUUUAGGAGUGGUUUGUCGAAACGUGUGACUUUUCAACACCUGGAUUCCACCUCUGUUCUCAGCUGCAUAGAUAAUAUGGACUUUACACUUCCACAUUUUCAAUGUCUAUUGGGAAAUCGAGCAACGGACAUAAUUAGCUGAGAGUGCUAACCUAUCAUGUAGCUAAGGGAACUCAUCCCUUCCCGUCCUGGGAUAUAAAGAUAUGUAGUAUAGAACUCUAAUAAGAGAGAGACACAUUAGCUUUACUGCUUCAAAGUAACACAAAUUACUAAACCUUUGAAAACCACCUGUAACCUUUGUUAAUCUUGCUCAUGUUGUAUGCUAUUUUCUUUUAAAUGUAUAUGAAGGUGCAGUGGACAUGGUAUUUGGAAUGUCCUGGCACCCUCCCACAGUAUGUAGCCAAGCUGUCUUAGAAUGGUAUGACAACUUACCUGGGUGCCUCCGGUUGCCUGAGCCGCAGCCCUGCAUCUGGAUUCACCUUACUGGGGAAACCAGGUAACUCUAUACAGAAAAGCAGGGCCGUGCAUAGCAGGGUUCAUUGGCUGAAAGCAUCAACUGAGCUGUUCUAGCCAAUCCGUGUGGUCCUCAAUCGAACCUGCUUAGAUCAGUGGAAAAAUCCAGCAUCUCUUGAGAAAGGGGUCCAGUGUGAAGGACCGAGAUGGGUUGUCAAACCGUUUUUAAAAGUUUAGUCUGGGAGGGUGCCAGCACACUCAUGGCCCCAUAACCACUACAGCUCCCGUGAUUUAGCAAUUGACAUCACAAUCUAGCUCGUUUCUGGCACAGCCAAAGGACCUCAUUGCAUUGAAGGAUGAAACACAAAGACAUUGUGUUUCUCUUCGCUCUCUAUGCUGACGGAAGCGAACAAGGCUGUAUAAAAUAAAAAGUUAUUUUUUCAAAGAAUCUUGGCAUGCAUUCUUAUACCCACUAAAUUAAACACACACAGCAUGCUGAUCUAGGGAAAGUGAAAUUGUUUGUAUCAACAAAGGAGUUAUUUUGUCUCGGUAAAGUCACCUUGGCAAGGUGUUCUACUGAGCAUAUGUUUUAUUUUAAUCCUCAAAAGUAUAAGGCUUAAACCACUAAAAAGGUUUUAGUGUUCUCUUGUUUAUUUUCUGUUCAGUUUGUAGAUUAUAUUUUUUCACAAAGCAUAACAUAAAAAAAUUUAAUAUAUUUGUUGGGAAAACACAAAAGUCUGCAGGGCUGUCUAACCUUGUGCAUUUCUCUUUGUCUGUGUUUUAGAAAGAGAAAGAUUUAGAUAUGUAUGUGAAGCACAAAUAUGAUUGAUUAUUCCCAUAACACAUACUUCAGUAUUUCAUAUCUCUUAUAUUACAUUAUAUUCAGGGCAAAAAAUGGGCUUAGUAGAAGGGUUGGGGUACCUUCAAUCUUGAGGAAGCAACGGGAUAUCGAUGGACAAAAGCAAUUGGCCUUAAUUAAGCCUGUAUCAUUUUGUGGUAUAUCAGAAGAGAAACUGGGGAAACAUCUACUCAACCUUUCGACCAGUAUAUCCAUUUUUGAGGAGGGAAUUAAUAACCAAAUUAAUGACUGCUGCUGGCUCCUAGGACAUGUGAUAUCAAGUACCAGCUGCUAUAAUGGGCAAGAAGAAAAUGUUUUAGAGUGCAGGAGAAUUAAGUUGUAGAAUUCUGCAAAACAUUUAUUUUUAUUUGCUACACGUUUUACUUUUAAUUAUUUUAGUUUAUUUUUUUUUAUUAUUGAGUGCAUAGCUUGAAAACACCUAUUGUAGAUGUAUUGUGGUAUUUGUAUGCUUUCUACCCAGUAAUUUUAAGGUAAUCCUAGCCUUACUUGUUAUAGGUAUUUAGUGUGCCAUUUUAUUGAUUAUUUAUGUAAUCGUGUGUGCUUUUUAUCCGUUUACCCCUGCAACCCUAAGUUUAUUUUCUUUUACAGGGCUGAGUGGGCGUUUUUUCGUCACAACGCUUCCAUCUAUUUUUCAGUAAGUUAUGAUUUUUUUUUUAAAUACAUCUCUUUAUAUUAAUGUGUUCUGUCACAUUUGAGUAUUUCAUUAAGUUCAAAUAUUUGUUAAAAUACGCAUACUAUAUUAGUUAGAAAUUCAUUGAAAUUCCAACGCAACCAAUAUAUCUUAAAGCAAACGUAACAAAAACAAGCUUCCAAGUUUCAUUAAUAUAAAUAGCACCGAACCACUUCAGCCUAAUAUAGUGGUUCUUUUUUGUAGACCUUACCUUGUGUUGCAGACUCAUGCAUACCAAUGGAACACUGAUAUGGGCUCCAGACAGAUGAAACACCAGGAGCUUAAUACAGAUCCCUCUAGAAAGAAUAUGAUUUAUGAAUAUGACUAUGAUUGAUUAAGAUUUAUGUAACUUCUCAUCUGUGUAACUCCCAGUGCCAAGGAUGGAGUGUUUCGGAGGUAUCACGGCUCUCGUAUCUUUGAGGACCUUCAGUCCUUCAUCAAAGAGGAGAAAUGGAAGCUGGUGGAACCCAUUGGUUGUUGGAAGUCCCCAUCCUCCAUUUUGUAAGUUUUUUUUCUUUGUUGACAUGGGAAUGGAAUUUGUUGAGAGUGGCCUUGCAUGGAGACAUUUACCUAGGCAGGGCAAGCCUACCUAAUCACACCAACAUGCUGGCUUCAGUGCCAGUGCAUUGGCAUUAGAUUGUCUUUAUAUUCCCUUUGCAACCCUGAGUAACAAUUGCUGGGGGGGGAUAUAAUUGUAACAGAAUAGGACGACCACCUGUGGGAGUGUAUUCCACUGUCACUCGAUUAGAUGAGAGAGGGGCCACAUUUUUAUAGAGCAUUAAAUUGGAAUCUUUAUUUUCUAGCCGUUCUGCUAGCACAAAGUAUGUAUAAAUAUAAUGCUCUUUCACAUUGAUACAUGCUUGUUUUCAUUACUAGCUUCAUAAAUAAAGAAUUGGGGGAGGAGGAGUUCUGUUUACCGAGACAGGUACACAUUAACCCCUUCACCACUAAGAAUGUUUUGAUUUCAAAAUAUUAGUAUAACAUGUAUUUGAAGCAAGGGGUGCAUAGCUAGCAUAUAAACAUAUCCUAAAAAAACAUAGGUUGCUUUGCAGACAAACGUAACAAUUGAAAUUAUGUCAGUUUACACCAACUUUAUUUUUCACUUAUUCGUUCAGCCUUCUUAAAGGACCACUAUAGUGCAAGGAAAACAUACUAGUUUUCCUGGCACUAUAGUGCCCUGAGGGUGCCCCCACCCUCAGGGUCCCCUUCCCCCCAGGCUCUGGGGAGAGGAAGGGGUUACAAUCUUACCUUUAUCCAGCGCCAGGUGGGGAGCUCUCCUCCUCCUCUCCUCCUCCAUAGUGACGUCAUCGGCUGAAUGCUCAUGCGCGGCAGGAGCCGCGCGCGCAUUGAGCCAGUUCAUAGGAAAGCAUUUACAAUUCUUUCCUAUGGACGCUGGCGCCUUCUCACUGGGAUUUUCACAGUGAGAAGCACGCAAGCGCCUCUAGCGGCUGUCAAGAGACAGCCACUAGAGGCUGGAUUAACCCUAUUAUAAACAUAGCAGUUUCUCUGAAACUGCUAUGUUUAUAAAAAAAAAAGGGUUAACCCUAGAUUGACCUGGCACCCAGACUACUUCAUUAAUCUGAAGUGGUCUGGGUGCCUAUAGUGGUCCUUUAAAGAUAUUUGGAAAAUGGACAGCUUUAGAUAGGAUACAGUGUCCUUGAUCUUGCAGUGUCAAAAAUAGAUGACUAAAAACAGUCAAAUGUCUUGCUUGAAAGUAUUUAAAAGGAUCCUGAAGGCAUUACUAGCAGUGCAACUUACUGAAAUAAAGCAAUCUUUUUAACGCUCUGGAAUUCUAAUGUAACAGGUAAAUAAAUGGUAGUCCACUCACUGCCCACUCUUCCCUGACUGAAGGGACGCUAUGACUCAUAACCAUAUAAAUGGAGGUCAGUGAGUGAGGCAAUAUGAUCUAAAUUUCAUUCUGCAAAACACAUGAAAUUAAACAUGUUUAUACUUGAUUCUGGUAGUGAAGUGGUCAAUGCUCUAUCAGUUAACAUGGGGAAACAUUUUACUCCGCAAUUGCUAUCUUAAAUAAUAUUUAAAGCUGUACAAGCCCUAAAUAAGUUAUCCCCUUAAAGACCCCUGACGGAAAUAUUCUUCUGAAGCUGUGCCCUUAAGGGGUUAAAUAUGCUCCCACAAUGCUUUCUCCGUGGUAUUUUUUUCUAACAUGCACACAUGGCUUGUGUUUGCUUGUGAAGUAGUUUAAUCCUUUUUUUUUUUUUUUUCAAUGAAUGAAACCUCUCACAACUUGUAAACUGCAUCAUAAAUACCUUCUGGGCAGGAUAAAUUGGAUAUAUGCAGCUAUGAUAUUUAACAAACAAAAGAAAAUAGGACAAUGGUUGACUGAGUAAACUAAGCCUGUUCUAAGUCUGAUCACUGGUUUUAACUCCUUAGCACAGACUCCAAAUUGUGGUUCCAACUAUUUUAUUGUACCCCUUGUGGUUGUAACAAGCUCAUAGUGUUGACCAUGUUUUAGGAAGCUGCCUACAAUAAAUGAUCUGUCUCAACACUCCCUUCCCCAGUACAAUGGUGAUCUUUUACAUUGGGAAGAGUCGACUUACUCUUCCAUUAAAAUUGUUACAAUGUAAGAUGGCAUUGAGAGAUUUCAAAAUCUGUUCCGCAGACAUCACCAAAAACAAACUUAAAAAAAAAAAAAAAAGUGGUUGUUGAGCUUCCCCAGUUUAAGUUGUCAUGAUGGAGGCAGACCUAUGGUACCUCAUUCUGCCAUGUUUUUUUUUUUUUUCUUUUUCCUUCUUGAAAAUCUACAAAGAUUUUAACAUGCAAAAUUAUUUUGUCGAGCAUGUUAAUGAGCAAAAGUCCAAAAUAUACAUUACAGUUGUGUUGGUGUCCCUUUAAAUUAUUUCCAUGCAGCUCUAGCAGUUUGUAAAUUUGAUAUUUAUGUUUAUUGAUUGCAUAUAUGUAUACAUAUUUUUAAUACCAGCCUCUACUAUUCUAGGAUGUCUGGGAUGGCUGGUCUUUUUCAGCUCUCCGGAUGGAUCCGGGUAAGUGACACUACAUUAAUCUAUUCUGGUGGUGAAUAUUGAAUUUUUAGCAUUGAUCAGAAGCUAUAUUUAAAUAUGCAUUGCUGUCGGUCAGCCAUGUGUUCAAUAUAUCUAUUAAUAUGUAUCUUUAAUUGUAAGGUUCUUUGUGGAAUAAGUUUAACUGCUUAUUCUUUACUGUAAUAACUAUAAAUUACCAUGUCAUGAUAAAAAAAAUGGUAUUCAGAAACAUUGUUAAAACAUACUUUAUAUUACUUCCCCAGUACGUUGUCCAUUGCUUUCACUCAGUGGAUUGUAACACUAAAUUAAAAUUGACUGCUUUAAAAGCAUUUAUUGCUUUAUUCCUUGCAUCUAAAUGGUCCUUAAUUUAAAAAUGUUUUAUGAUAAUUGCCACGUUUUUUUUUUUUUUUUAAUAUAUAUGUUUGUUUGUGAUGGGGUUAGUUUUCACAUCUAGUCUUACAGGGUUACUAUAACCCUUUUGAGAGGGAGGGCCUUUCUUGCUGAAUAUGCCAUAGUGGGUUUUACUCCAUCUUCCGCGAUCCCUCCUGACAUUACUGGGGAUGUUUUUCAGAAAGAAACCUAUAAAUGGAUAAUUUCGCCAGCUCAGAGUGCGUGUGCGAGCUACAGGCUGGAGAGGGCAAGGAGGGAGUGCAGAGAAUGGAGGGGAUUAAAAAAAAUUGUUCCCCUGCAAGGAAAAUAUUUUCAGGUCUGUCAGCGUGCAGUUCAGAAGAUGUAAAUUACGCACAGAAUUGACAUUAGGCAGCCUUAAACAAAGCUCUGGGAUGCCAUUGUCGCGUGUUUUGUGGUUGCAAUUAGUACCUUGCGCACAAUUACAAAAUAUUUAGUUUCCAGCAGAAACACUGCACUGCACCGCACAUACGGACUCCUACCACUGUGACCAUAACAUUUUAAAACACUUUCUUUAUAUCUCCAUAGUUUACUCUUCAAAAUCUCAAGACAUUUGUAAUGUCAUUUUGUAACUAUCUGUCUCGUGUUUGUUUAUAGAAUCUAUUUUAGUCGACUUUAUCAUUCUAGCAAUACUGCUUGAGACAAAUAUUUUCUUUUUUCAAAAGAAUAAAUAUAUAUAUAUAUAUAUAUAUAUAUAUAUAUAUAUAAAAAAUUAAUAUAGAAAUGGGAAGCGCUGAGUGUAGGACAUCAGAAAGCAUUAUACCCAGUGUAGAUCAAACAUUUAUUAUUAAAGAACAAAAAACAAGAACUAAACUUUUUUUUGAUUUGAUUUAUUAUUUAAUGACAUUCAAUUUUCUUUUUUUUAAAUUGCCUUAAAUCAUACUGAUGCCAACUGCGCCAUCUGCUGUUCAUUAAUUCUAACCGUUUAGCCCGAUUCAUUGUCCCUGUUAGCGUGACCAAGGUAUAAAUAUAUUGCCCUGACCUUGACAUAUCUGUUGGUUUGCAAAUAGUUUGCGGAGAAUGCCAUACCAUUAAAUCUAGAGACUUUUGAUCAGACCACUGUGUAUUAGUUUGACAUUUUUAUAGCAUAUGUCACGUGUAUGUUUGUUGUAGUUACUUUCAGCAAUUGUAGCAAUGUUUAAGUGUAGCUCACCAAGAAAGAGAGUUUAUUUUCAGCAUUUAUUUAUUUUUUAACUUAAAUAUCAUUUUAUUUACAAUAAUAUCUUAUUUAUUUUUUAAUUUCUGUUUUCUAUUACAAGUAAUUAUAUGAAAUAACCAUAAGAUUGUUGCUUAUGUUUUGCCAUUUUUUUUGGGGGGUGAAAAAAAUAAAAUAAAAAUUCAACCCCUAUCUUUUAGUACAUUUAGCAGCACGAUGUCUCUAGGCAAUUUCCAUAUGCUUAUUGUUCUUACUGUAAAAAAGACAUUCUUCUUCGGUAGAUCAAAUCCUCAUUUCUCUGUAUCUCAGCAGAUGUCAUUUAAAGCAGAACUGUCAAGAUGGAGAUAUUUGCACAAUCCAAUAGCUUAAUGAAUGGUAGCUGUGGAUUGCAAGCUACCUCUAUACAACAGCUUGUGCUGAUAAUGUGGAAGUUAAAUUUGUUCGUUAUGACGUUACAAACUAAGGGAGUGGGCUUCGGAUGUAAGGAAUCCUUUCAGGUUGAAAUUGCGUUCUUUCUGAUUUUAAAAACCCUUUAGAAUUCAAGUACAAGCAUUCCAUCUGAUUAGUCUCUCUUUCUUUUUGUAUUGCGUUAUUUUGUGUGGAGCAGCGUUAAAUAAAUUGGCAAACUUUAGUUUACAACGAAUGAAACACCCUAAAUCCAUAAUUUUACUCACUUCAUUGUAGAAUGGUAGCGUAGCAGGCCCUAAGUAAAACCAUGUUGACUCCAAUAAUCACCAUGUUCAAAAUGCGCUUCCCUCAAUUUCCAGGUGUGAUUUUCUGCCAACUUUAAAUUUAGCUACGCAUCUUUCUUACACCGAUCCUAGAAGAUAAAAAGUAAUGGUAUGUUUUUGUUACUAUAUCAAGCUCCCUAAGUACCUGUGAUUGUGUAACGUGUCUGGUGCUUUGGCUUUGUCUACUUUUAAUUGUAUUUACUCUUUAGAUUCACCCAGUCGCAUGUGGUGUAAUGUUCUUCACAAUAAUUAUCAGGAUUGCAAAGUAUUUUAGGGAGGCUUACCUGAUGAUCGUUUGUGAAGUUGUGACGGACAAUGUGAAUAUAGGGGUUAUUUGAAAGAGCUGUUGUGGGAUAAGUGGUGAUAUAUUGUGAUCCAUACCAUUGGUUUUCAUGAUGUGGAACUUCUUUUAGAACUUCGCCCUACAUUUGCUCUUUAUAAAUAUCCUCUUACUGUUAGCCUUGUUUACAUAUUGCAAUAUACUACACUACAUUUUUAUUUUGCUUCCAAGGAAUCUCCGUGGAUUAUGGUAGCACGUUCUGUGGAAAGAGAAAUUAAAAUUGGUUUGGACCAGCAGGGGUUUUUAUCUCUAACACAACAGCAAUCAAUCUGAAGGGAGCUUUUGAUGGGAUCGAUUUUUUGAAAUCAAACAUAUUGAUUUUCUAAUUGAAUGAACUAAGCCCUAAAGCAGCUCUAUAUACUUGGCUCAGUGGCCCAGUCUAACUGUGUGUCAGAAACCAGAGGAAGCAAACAAAAAAAGAGAUACAAUUGUCAUCAAAGUUUAUUGUCCUAAGGGUGUCCAUUAAUCAAUAGUUUAUCUUUGUCAGUGACCUUCAAUGUUUCCAUUACAAUACAGCAAUUAUAUUGUUAUUUUAGUAUUGUUCAGUACAUUUUUUUGUGAGAGAGAUGUUUUUUGUUGUUUUUUUUAAACAAUGUAUUUUUUUUUUUUUUUUUAGCAAACAAUGAAUUCCCUGUGAGGUUUUUAAGAUAUGCAUGAAAUACUUUUCUCUGCUAUCCAAAAAUGGAGCUCCGACCUCCGAGCCUGUCUCAUUUUUAGCCGAACAGUUACAAGGCUGUGUCUUUAGGGACAUUAUUAAAAGUCUUCUCAGCCACAUUCAUUUCAAUUACGUAAGGAUUCGAAAAAGCUAUUUUCUUUCCUUUUGUAGAUGUAAUAUGCAUCAAACUUCUCGUUUUUGUCAAAAGAUAAGAAAUGGGUUAUUGUAAUUGAGUGGAGUGGGCGGUACAGUGGUCUGUUCAACUGAAAAGAUUAAGAUUUGACGGCUAAAAACAAUAGAAAAUUGCAUCAACUACAGACACAGAAUAGUAAAUUAGAUUAUUCUAAUGCUCUAAGCAUCUCCUUCGCUAUGGUUUUUGCUAAGUACUUCCUAAUUUGAUAUCAGAUAAGCAGUACUCCUUUUUAAAGCACCUUUAAAUCAAGUCCCCAGAUGUAUGGGUAAAUGUAACAGUUUUCCAAUUGUGUUUCUUUAUCUGCUAUUUGCUUAUAGCAUCAAAUUCAAUAAUUGGUAAAUGUAAAGAUUAUGAUAUGGGAACACUCACAUCAUGGCUUAUGGACUCACGAUAGUCUUCUGCAUAAUUCUAGUCUAGAACUCUAAUAGAAAACGUUCUCGAUUAAACAAUAGCCAGUGUGUGUGUUUUAUAUACAUAUAUAGAUAUAUAUUUCUUUAUUUGCUAAUUGUUCUUUUAAAUAAGUGUUGUAUCUAGUUCUUUGCACCAAUCAAGGUGUAUUUCCUAAAUGGACAUGUUAAACCGUGGCUGGGCAUUUAAACUAUAAAUACUUGGAUUUAGCUAAUGGUCCGUGUUAGCCUGGUUACAUGAAAGCAUGCUGAAAGGCAGACACACUGACUGGCCCUGUGGUAGACAGCCCAUUCUCAGACUGUUUUUGAAGCAGUAGUAUGUGCUGUGUAAGCUGAUCUUGUGAUGUGCCCUUGCUGGGUUUCUGGGAACAUUGUGUCUGGUUCCCCAUGAAGUGGACUAAAAAUGGGAUAGAGUGACAGGACACCAAAAUCAUGCCCUGCUAAAUUCGGGACAGUUGGGAGGUUUGAAUAAAUGACUGGUCAUUUGAGUUACAUGUUGCUAGUGACUGACUUGUACAUUAUAAAGAGAAUUGUUGCAUGUAGUUGGCUGAGAUAGUUAAUAGAAAGUGAGCAGUUGGUAUGCGUUGCUAAUUAUUUGCGCAAACGUUGUUUUCAAGACGCAUUGAGACCUAUUGUCAUGUGCAUCACUUUUAGCUAUGCUGAUUGUUUACAUGUCCUCUGUAUGAUGACCUUGGCUGGCAGAGCCAACCGUAACAGCUGUAAUGCCAAAGGUUAGCCAUCACCAGUACAAAACACAUCUUCUCUGCCAGUCUGACAGGCGUAAAGUGCCGUGAUAGAAGUGUAGUCAUUGAACCGUAGGCUGUGAUAGGAAAGCGCUGUAUUCUCACGGUGUUCCUUGUAAUCUAUAUAUGGCAAACAAACAAUGCAAAGCAUGAAUAUGCACACGCACAUAUAAAAAUCACGCACACGGCAAGAUCAAACUCUAUUCUUAACUAUGCGAGAUAAAGUGUCUUCUUGCAUAGCUUCUGGUCUGAUUUACUUGGCUGGAAAACAAAAAGCUAAAAUGCAAUUAUAUGUACACUCAGAACCAGGAACUGCCACCUUAGACGUAAGGAAUAUGCAUUUUUCAGUUUUUCAAUGAACAGACAGGGUUAAUGGAUAAAAUGUUAUAUAUCAUAAAUUUUGAGGUGUAUUCAUAUUUUAGGCAACAUUGACGAAGCUGAACCCAAAGCUGACAAUUCAGCUAUUUUGGUCUAAAACUUGAAGUUUGUAUUGCCAACAAUUCACAAUUUAUUGAAUAACCUUUGUCUAGUAAUUUCGUGAGGCAGCCACCAUAUGGUAUUUUGAGUUUUCUUUGGUUGCCACAGGAUAAAAUAACCCAAGAAUCAUAUCAAUGGACUCCAAUCUUAAUGCCUGUUGCCUCUUUCGUCGUUACUCUCCAGUCUUUGUUGUUCUUACUUACCCCUCCUCCCUCCCUGACUUUCUCCAUCUCUGUCUUUCUCUUAUUUAAUGGCCACACUGAGAUUUACAGUAAUGCAUGUUUCAUAAACCAUUGAUAUGUCAGAGCUGUCACAAUAACUGAUUAGCAUAACUGGGGUCCUGAAGGGGUUAAACACGCACACAUUGAUCAGUGGAAUAAAGCACCUUGAGCAUUUUGUUAUCGACUAGAUUAUGUGCUCUUUCUCGUCACAGUUGAAUGUUGCUGACUUAUAAGAAAUGCUAUUAAAUGGAAACCUUUGAUUCUCUCGGCCCACACAAUGAAUGGCUCUUGUAUACAUUUUUGUCCCUCGUGGCUUUGUAAAGGUUGGCUCAGUAGUCAAUAAUAUUGUAUUUUAUUUAAUAGGUGGUUCUAUUGAUUGCAUUUUAAUAAAGCCCAUUGCUGCUCACAUCUUUUGGUGAAUUUUAUUUAUUUAUUCUGCAGAGACUAUUUUUCCCUGUUAUAUGUUGUAUGCAGGUUUUCUUUAGAAAUGCUGCAGCAUUGUCACCGAGCUUUCUGAGAUUUGCUCUUACUUCAUGAAAAUGUUUGCACUUUCAUAGAUUGCUGUUUGUAAGGAUUGCCGUCACUAACAAACCUCUUUGCAGCUAUACGCCGUUUCCGAUACGAACAUAUGUCAGAGAGGCAGGGCGCUUUAUAAAUAAUGAGAAUGCUAGGAUUAGUUACGCCGUUUUGGACACUUCCUAGCAAUGAGAUGUCUCACUUAGGAAGCUGUGAGGAUUUGCAAUAAAUAAAAGUUCAGAGGUGUGUGUGCUAAUUGUUGGUUUCAAGUGAUUUUAUUCUUUAUAAUGUAUUACAAAUGGCAGUCAUCUCUCCCAUAUUCUAACAAAGGGCUAUAUUCUGUUAGCGGAUAAAGUAUAUCUCUAGUAGUUAAAUAGCGAUUUAUUACUGCCUAUUGGAUGCAGGUUUUUCUAAUUCCUGUUAUGUCAAUUGCGAAAGGCUGACAACAAAAACUCUCAGAAUGUCCAAUGUCAAGGAGAGUCUGCGGAUUAAUAAAUAUCUCUACCCUAGUUCCUUUUUUAACCUUUUUUUUUUUUUUUUUUUUUCAGCUGUGAAAUUAAGUUGUAUUUUAGGGCAAAUUUAUUGCCCAGUUUCCUAUAGUGAAUAUCCAAUUUUUGAUUUUGAAUUAUAUUUUUGGAUUUCAAUGUUGCCAUUCAUGGUGUAUUCUGUAAAUAAUCCUUUUAGUUCACGGCUCUCUGUUGGGUUGCAGUAGAUAUGCCUCGGUUAUUUUACCUGCCAGCUAGCCGGCGUAGUGCCAGAUUGUUGUUCCUUGGGGUCAGUCCUGCUAUUCUGGAGUUAUGCAUUCUAGUGUUUUGCUUCUGUGGGACUCUUGGGGAGAAAUAGCUUAAACCGACAUUGUCAUGCCCGCAUCUGUUUGUUUUUUAACCCCCCUCUAAUUGCCCCCAUAGUCACCCCCAAAUGCCCCCUAAACCUACCGUAUUACCUAUUUUUAAAUCUUUAUUUUGUGCCCCGACCUAGGUCCUGGGCGCCGCCAUCUUUGUGUGGGCAGAUGAAGGCCCUGUGGGACACGUCAUAUGCACACACAAGAUAGCGCUGGGAAAUUUCCACGCAUGCCCAGUUAAACACUUGGGCAUUCGCUAUUGUCCGAAAUUCGGACGUGAAUUUUGUCCAUUCAUUUGUGAGAAUGACUAUUGAAUAGAAAUUUCAGACAAACAAACACCGAGUGUCGAUGUUCGUUUGUUCAGUUUAUUACAAGGAGGGAGCUACCGGCUGUAAUAUGUAAAAAUAGAAGAGGCAGCUGUGCUCCCCACCACUUCAUAAACCUCCCAUGUUCUCCUUCACUCUAUGGGGGUCAAUAUGACCCUCGUAUUAGCAUAAGGGAGAUUGAAAUGGGCAUGUCUAUUAAACAGUGAGCUCACUGUUACUCUUCCCCCCAAUAAAUGGCCCUCAUGGUGGGGCGUCUAUUAACUAGCGUGGGGGGACAUAGUGUCCCUCCGUGCCCCGACUCGUGCCCUGCGAGUGGGAGCUAUUCAACUACCCAUGAGCGGCGGGUAGGUGCCAUAAAAGACAAUGGGGGGAACCUAUUGUUUCCCUCCCUGGCCCCCACCCAUGGAUGACGAGUGGGGGCUAAAUGACAAAAUACCGCCCCCUCAGGUGACAUGGGGUCCCCAAGCCUCUAGUCACCCCCACAACCAAAAAAACAUAAAAUAAAGCCCUACCUUCCCCCCUCACCCGAAAAAUUGUGAAGGGGACAAUAAAACCAAAUACCUGUAAAAAAAUAAAAAUACAAAAAAAAACUUACCAUUUAAUGUCGUCUUUUUUCUAAAACCUUAUUUUUUAGCCCCAAAAAAGGCCAAAUUAAAAUCCUUUUGAGCCAGACGAACUUCUAAAAUAAAGACCCGAGCGCCCCCCCAAAAAAAUGGUGAAAAAAAAAAUCCAGAUACUUAAACAAAAUAAUACAUCAGACUAAGCUCCGCAGGGAGGGGAAAGACUUAUAAAGCCUUCCUACGCCCUGCAAUUUGACUCAGAGCGCUCUGAUUGGUUGGUUUAAACCAACCAAUAAGAAUGCUCUGAUAGGUAAAUAGUGAGCCUUACCUGAUUGGUUACCUGCUAGUUAAUAAUGCCCCACCAUGGGACCAUUUAUGAGAAGGGGGGGGGGGGUUUACAGUGCAGUGCUCACUGUUUACUAGACAUGCCCCUACUCGCGAUAUAGCAAGUAGGAACAGAUUAAUUACUAAUACAAAGUCAUUUUUGCUUCGGAUUAGCAAAGUUGGCUGAAAGACCAAUCUUUUGGCAGAUAGCUCCCUAAUUUCCACAGUAUUAAGGGUCUAUCUACUAAACGGCUGCAAGAUGCAGCCGCUGCACGGAUCGGAAUUUCCAUCGAAUGUUGCCCUAGCAUGAAUGAACAAACUGUUCUCAUUCUGUUAGGGCGAAAUUCGGUAGUUUCGCAGAUGUCCUGUCUAAAUGACAGGACGUUCGGGAAUAGUAAGAGGCAUCGCUAGAUCACGGAGGAAAGGGUGAGUAUUGUGGGAAUAUUUCUCUGACCCACAGGAAGUGGGUCAGAGCGGGUCAAGCAUAGGAAAAAUACAUUAGACAAAGUAGUCACUACUUUGUCUUAUUUUAUAAAAAAAAAACUAGAUUAGAUAGGAAGAAACGGAGAACAGAUCCUGAGAGAGGGAGAGAAGAGGAAGAGAUUAGGUAAGUUCGGCAUGAUAGUGCCGCUUUAUGGGACAACUGUUUUAAAAUUUUAACUUCUCGUUUGUAAAAAAAAAAGUUAAUUGCAUUUAAUGAAACGUAAUGAUAUAUUAUUAAAUGAUGUAUAUUGAUUUUUAUUUUUUUUUAGGCAAGAUAGGUAGAGCAGCAGUUGGCCAGAUAAGUGUCUGACCCAACAUGGCUGCUCAGCCAGAUAAAAAAAAUAAAUAAAAUAAAAAAAAUUCUCAACUUAAAUUAAAAAAAUAAAAUUUACAUCUUUACAAAUUUAAGUGUAUAAACUUUUGAAAGGUGAAAAUCUGACAGUUGUCCUUUAAACUAAGUAAAAUGCUGGCAUUGUGCCACACCUCUGAUCGGUACCGAAUGUGGCAGGUGAUGGAAUGUUCAUCUCCACAUUCUCCUUCCGUUACAAUGCUUGAACAUAAUGUUUAUUAUGUAUUUCACAUUGUAAAUGCCACAUAACAUGUAUGUUUUUUGUUCGGUAGUGACCUUGUCAGAAUGAUGACUUUGCAAUAUAUAACAUUUUGCCUUCUUGGUACUGUAAAACAGCUACAUGUCAGCUUGUCACACUAAUGAUUGUGAACAGAGCUGACCUCCCUGUAUUCAUUAUACGGGUUAGCUGGAGGACAAAAUGUAUUUUCUUUUAGACGGCUAGGAUGACUUGUAUUGCAAUAUUGACUUUUGUGUUACCGUUAUAAAUUCUAUGAUAGGGCUUUUCAUUACGUGGCCAGGUGGGAUUCCUGGAAGGCAAAAUUGAUUAUUUUGAUGUUUGCAAAGUAGGAAAAUGAAAUAAUGAAGCAUUUUAUUUUAGCGUAAUAUUUUAAUAUUUUUUUUUUUUUUCACUUUAACAUGUUGAUAUUAGCACAAUUGCAGAAAUACUAUGAUGUAUGUGAUUCACACACUUGGUGACAUUUCUACUUUCAUCAAAUUCACUUUACUUACCUGGACAUGAUGCUGUUAUUGUCUAUUUUCCGUACCAAAGAAAACCGAUAAUAAUAAAGAGGUGCAGAUUAGACUUCUGAACAGAUCUGCUGCCUUGACUUCAAAUAUUUAUAUAUAAAAUAUUAUUUCUAUGUAAGACAAGUUUUAGAUUAGAUACACAUUUUGAAAAUGCACGGCCAUUACCUACCCGUUUUUUGUUUUUGUUUUUUUUUUUUUUUUUUUUGUUCUCCUUCAGUGUACAUCUCAGUGAUGUUCUAAUCGUAUAAUCUGGUGUUAUGGUUUUUUUUUCUUCUUUUUUUUUUUUUUUAAAUUAAUUUUUUUUAAAUAAAUUGCACCUGCAUUUAUCUGGUAUAUGUUCAAUUAAUUAAAAUAAUUAAGCCAAGAUUACAAAUGACAUUACAUAUUAAUGAUGGGGUCUUAUUCUGUAGCUGUAAUCCUAUCUAAGAAUCCAUUCCUCCAGUAUACAUGUCCCUUGACGGUUAUAAACUUGUUAUCUUUUGGGGAAUUUACUCAAUAGUCUAGCAUACCUAGUCUAAGGAACUGAACUCUGUAGUCGCUUUGCCGUUUCCGAUCUUGUCAGGAUCUGUGCUCAGUUUAGACUCUUAUUCAUGAAUAAAGCCACUUCUGAGUUCCCUUCAGCUUAGUUGAGCUAAAUAUUUAAUGAGGACUUUGCAAAUAAGGACAUGACAUGUUCAGCUCAAUGACACCUCACCUGCUCAGAUUAAUCAAUGGAUUACAGAAUAAACCUGCUAAAGCUGAAUAUUCUAUAUUAAAAGAACACUCUAGGCACCAUAACAACAUCAUCCAAAUGCAGUUGUUAUAGUGCAAGGAUGUCAGAGGUUUAAACCUUUCAAGAACUGUAUAACCGUAGAGUUGAAAGUUCUUUAUACAAUUUUUCUUAAAUGUAUUUAUUUUUCUUGAUUUCUAAUUUUAGGGAAUCUGCAACAUUAUCCAGGUUCUCGGGAAUAUACUUUAGCAUUCCUGCAACUGAAAACAGCCACACAUGUUUUUGUUUUGUUUUGUUUUUAUUUUAUAUAUCUAUAUUUUCAAAAGAACAGCUGGUUCCAACCAAGCUCUUCCUGCAACGGACGUUAAACCAUGAUUUUAAUGAGAGCUUAUCUCAACAAUACCCACAAGAAAGACAUUAACGUUAAUUGGUUAGAAAGGCUAAAGUCAAAGAGUGCUUAUAUGGUGAUAUGAAGUCACUCAAAAGCAAGCCCAUUCGUACAUUGUUAAAUAAUAAAAAAAACAACGCAGGAGAAUGAUUUAUUCAUUUGUAGAAUCAUAUUGAUCUUGCUUUUAUUAUGUUGGAUAAGCUUUUCAACCAAUUUAAUAUUUUAUUUUUUUAUAUUUUGAUAUUUUCUGAUAUGGUGAUAUUUUUUUAUUUACGAUAAUGUUGUCAGAUUUUAAUAUGUUGGGAAAUGUCUUUUUUUUUAACAAAUUUUAUCCAAAAUUAUUAAACAAUUUGAACAGUGUAUCUGCUAAUAUUACAUUGCGGCUAUUGUUUCUUAAUAUGUGUUUUAUUGUAAUUUUUUUUAAUCAUUUUAUUUACUGAAUUGAAUACAUUCUUUUCAUACUUCUAGCAAACUCACAACUACUUUACUGGUCCUCUUGAAAUUCCUGUUUGGGGGUCUUACGUCAUCUUUAUUGUGGCCACUUUGCUGAUUGGGCUAAUCCUUGGUUUGGUAAGACAUUAUCAAAUAUUAUUAGUAUAAUGGCUUUUAUUAUUAUAAGCACAUAUUUCUUGUUUGCAUUCAUAUCCCAGUAGAAAUUUUUUAUUUUUUUUUUAUUAUUUUUUUAAUGCUUUAAAGAUGUUCCAAGUCACCCUUAUGUCACUAUAAUAUAACCAUGUCCAUUCAUACCGGUUUCAGCUUUUUAUUAAUCCCUUUGGUAUCCUUUCUAACGUUCACAAUUCUCAAUUUGAGUUUUGAAAUAGUUAUGCUUCCGCAGGUGACAUUAGAAUGCUGAGCAAGAAAAAACAAAACCCUUUGUUCAUGUGAAUGAAGUAUUUUGCCUAAUUUAAAAUGGAACAAUUAUUAUAGACAAAUAAUAUAUAUAGUGGGUGGCGCACACAGUGAAAAGACACAAAAUGUGUACAGUGAUUGAGUGAGUUAAACAAGUAUAAUUAUGUAUAAAUCUCAUAUAUAUAUAUAUAUAUAUAUGUAUAUAUAUAUAUAUUCCUCUCAGCUGUAAGAGAUAAUAACUAAUAUAGGAUAGUGCAGUUUACAUUAAAUACAAAGUGCAAAUGCAAGUAUUUUCGCAUACAUUCUACUCACAUUUUACUGAGCCUGUGAGUCACUGGCUCAGGUAAGUCAGCAUGGAAGAAUUAAAGUUGAUUCAGCAUGGAAUCUUGUAAAUGUUUACUAAUUCUUUUCUCCUCUUGUUUCCGAAGAAUAGUAUCUCUUUUUUUAAUGAUCACUUUUUCUUUAAUUGUCUAUCUUAGAUGAACUGAUUUAUUUGCCAUAUUAGGUGAUUGAUUUCACAGUGGGGUUUGGAUGCACCAAUUUGUAUAACACCAAUUUGUUUUGUUGCAUUCUACUUCUGGAUAUUUGGAACAAUUAUUAUUUUAGUUACAUUUGCUAUAUUAUAUAUUUUAUAAAAUCCAGUCUCCCAGCGAAACAUAUAUUGUCUGUGGAAGGUGUACUGAUAAGAUGCUUUAUUUAGUGUAUAGAAAUCAAAGUAGAUAACCACAAACAUUCAUUCGUUUGCUGUCAUUUACUUGUAGUUAAAGGGAUAAAUUAUACAAUAUACUAAAGAGAUAUAUUGUAUAGCAUUAAUAUAUACUGUACCUUGAAGGAACGUUCCAGUUAAAAAAUAAUACUUUAAAAAUUGCUGUAUUGGAGUGUUCCUUAAACGAUUUAUGUAACUGACUCCCCUCACUGUGGCAUUGACCGAGGUAAAACUCCCUAUUAUUUGAACCCCAAGAGAGUAUCCUUUGUGCAGCCCAGUCCACCUUUUGUGAAGUCCUCUCAGAUGCAUUCCAUACAGAAGGUGCAUGGAUAGGUAGAUGGAGUAGAAUAAAAUAAUGGACUAACCCAAGAAUAUCUUCUUGUAUAUCUUAUAUCUUCUUGGCAGACAUGAUUUCUAUUUUAAAGGCUAUUACUUUAAGGAAAAGUAUUUUAAACAAUAUUGGAAUUUAAUGCCAUGUUUUUGUUUUACUUUUGUAACACUAUUUCAAUUGUAACAUGUGUGAUAUAACUGUAUAUUGGGAGUGUAUAGCACCUUGUGACUAGGCUUGACAAAUACUCAUUUUAGAGGGGAAAUGUUGCAAGAUCAGCCCUUGGGAGCUGUAAUACAACUUGCAGUUUAGGAAGAAUUCAAUAUUUAUAUUACCUAAUAGUCAACAAACCUAGUCCAAUUACCAAAUCGGGGGUCAAUGACUGAUGGUCAGAUCGAUCGUCAGUGCGAUCAGCCAGGAAUUCUCAGAAAUAAUAGUUUGCAAACAGAACCUAAUGUGAAAGCCCAGUGUGAAACUACAGAUUACAUUUAUAAGGAGGACCUAUAGCUGUGAGUUUGGAAAUAGGUCCCAGCUGGCUAUUUGAACAGAUUCAGAACCCAGUAAACAAUCAUGAUUGUACAACGCUACGGAAUUUGCUGGCGCUAUAUAAAUAAUACUAAUAAUGAUGUAUGUAGAUGAUGAUGCAGGUGCUCUAGUGGAUUUUAUACAAGGACCAAAAGGUCAAGCAUCAGUGGCAUAGAUGUCUAAAUAAGCUCUUCAGAAACUUGCUAUUGAUCAGAUCAGAGAGAAAUCGAUCUUCACAGAUGUCUUCAUUUCUUACUAUCUUCGGGCAACUGAGUAGAUGAUACUGAUCUCUCAUCUACUUUAUCAGAAGACAACUAAGCUGCUUUAAUGAAUACACACAAAAUUGCAACCACGUACAGCCAGUGCGCACACAUUACAUACAGCCAGUGUGCACACAUCACAUCACAUCACAUACAGCCAACACACACCACACGUGAACCAAGCACAGUCGGUACUCUCCGCAAGCACAUCAGAUACUGCCAGCACUUUCCAAACAUACACAGCAAGCACACACUGCACAUUGACGGCAUACAGCAAGCACACACUAUACAAAAGAAGGAGACUAUGGGAGCUUGUAGGGUAAAUAAAUCCAAGCAGCAAAAUUGAGGCUAAAAUAGUCAUAUUGUGAAAUAUUUUCCAUAUUUAUUGUUAUGGAUUUAUUUUGUGAAAUUUCAGCAUAUUACCCUGUCAACGUUCACCGCUAUUGGUAGGCGCUCCAACCUUCUUAAUUGAAAUGAUUUUCUUUCAGGACAAGUAGAUUGUCAUGACUAACAAGUAGAUUGGGCUACCACUUUAGUUCCGUGGACAAAUAGGUUUUUUUUUUUUUUUUUUAAAUUCCACAUUCAUGAGAAGAGAGAAACCAGACUCUGGAGCCUGCUCUGCAUGAUCACAUUGAUCAGACUGCCUUUCUUCUCCUCCUGUCAUGAUGUUGCAAGGUGAAGAGAUCUUCCAACUGUUCAUGUGUAAAUCUGUCAGGCAUGUCCAAUGCACUUUUCAGCAUUCCUAGGGAUAGGACACCGAUUGGUUAGAUCAGUGUUCUCCUUGGAGUGGGUGUGGAAAGCGUAAAAAAGAAGCAGGUAAAAAAUCUUAAAAAAAAAAAAAAUCAUAUUUACAUGCAGUGAGGUAACUGUCUCAUUCAAGCUUAAGCUUUUAAAUGAGAUAUUUGUCUAAAAGUGAUGCAUGUCCUUCUAAGACAUUCUGUUAUUGACUUACUGUGUUUUGGAUUAUUCUCUUAUUAUCACUGUCAUACAAUAUACAAUGUGUUUUCCACACAGAUACUGGUUCUUCUAGCAGACUGCUGUUGUCCAUCUAAAGCAAAGUAUGAAGUGGUGAGAGCUGGUAAGUUAUUUUUUUUAAAAGAAAUUAAAGAAGCAUUUUUUUUUUAGUAAAAUUAUUUAAAAGACUGUUUUAUCCCAUUUUAUAAAUCAGUAAGUGUUAAGUUUGCAUUUUAGGAAAAAAGUCAAUGUUCCCCUAUCACACACGUCUGAAAUUAUUCACAAAAUACAUAAUAUUUUCCUAUUUAACACUGUAAAUGUUCAGGAAAAUCUGUUAUUGUCUGCAUGCAAUUUAGCAAAUACUAUGGCUAUUGAGAAGGUGUUUUAUACAGUGCCAACAGAUUCUGCAGUGCUGUACAGUGGCCUAUACAGAUAAGUAAUAAACAAGUUAGGCACAGCUGGAGAAACGUAGAGAAAGGAACUGCUAAAAUGUAUAAGUGUGUGUGUGUGUGCGUGCUUGUGUAUGUGUAUAUUUAUAUAGAUGUUGAUAUCACUUUUGCAGAGCAACUGCAGCAUGAACAGGCAUGUGAUUUCUGUUCAUAAUCCGCAGACAACGUGUGGAAAACAUUGAUCCCUAUCGUUUUUGUUUGUAGAUAAUGAAUAACGAUCUAAGUGAGACUGCACGCUCUUUAUAAAGUGUCCUAUUUGCAGCAGAAUGAGGUGUUUCUUUUAUCUUCUAGAAGCCUACCAUAUGUUAAUAUAAACAUCAAAGAGCAGCUUCAUACAGCCAUGGUUUUCAUGUGAAUAUCACCGAAGAGGUGAUUUGGGUCUAGGGUUGAACAACCCAUAUGCUUACCAGGUGAAGUCUACAGCAUCCAGUGCCGUUCACGUGAAAGCAAAUAUUCCUGUUCAUAUGGAUGUCUUUAUGGGACAUUGUCUUUUGUGUAAAGUCUUCCUCAUGUCAACUAAUAUAUUAACCUGUUGAAUACUGUGUUAUCCAAUAAACAUAGAGCAGUUGAGUGGACACUCAAAGCACCAUAACAACUACAGUUAUGGUGCAAGGAAUCUAUUGGUGUUAUCAACCCUUCUUUUUUGGGACAAAGCUCAGGCUCUCCACACAUCCAAAGCAUUGCCCAUCGUCUACCACUCAUAUAAUGCAGAAAUGUCCAUAAUGUCUUGAUCAUCCAUCCAAAAAAACAUGUAUUAUUGUUAUCAUAUAAAUAGCAUGGAUACUUUGAUCUGAAAUUUGCCAUUCCCAUUUUAGUGAAAGACGAAUAAUUCUAAUCAUAAUGAAUGACUUGAUGACUGCAAUGUUAUCCCCAUUCGUUACUUAGAGGCGUUGCACACAAACAUUCUAAAGGUUAUUCUUAAUUUUUUUCUUCUUUUGUAGAAGAGAAUGAAGAGAAUUUGGACGUUCCAACUGAAGGCUCCAAAGAACCUUUAGAAGAAAAUAAAGAGUUAUCUGACAAUGAAGGAGAGAGUGAAAGUGACGAUGAAGAUGCCGAGGAAGGAAGUGAUGAUGCCAAAGACUCUGAUGAAGACUCUGCAGUGGAGGAAUCUGAUACUGAAGAAGACACUAUCCCUCCAGUGGAGAAUAUAAGCACAUCAGAACCUGAAAGUGCCUUGAGACAGCGCAAAACCGAAACCGUUGCAGAUAAUGAACAGUAACCGCAUAUAUGUGUGUGAACAUGUGAUAUAUCUUUAUGGACCAAAGAUAAAUGUCCCCACAUUUUGUGGCCAACAUUGAUUGAUGGUGUGUCAUAUUCAUGUUCUGCAUGACAAGAUGUUCAAAAAAUGAAGUUUUUAAAAGUGUGUGAAUGGAUUGCAGUAUUCUUACUCCAGACAAUCAGAACCACGUUUUGGCUGUUUUAUGUGUGAAUGUUUCUAAAAGUACAAAAACUGUUUUGUUUUGUUUUUUUUUUUUUGUUUUUUUUUUUAAAACAUUUGAAAAAGUGAACAUAGUAAGGCUUGUGAGUUAUUUUGCUUAUUUGAGUAAAAAAUAUUUUUUAAGUUGCCAUUAACAAACUAAACACAUUUAAGGAUUUACUGGAAACCAGAAAAAAUAUAUAUUUUUUGCUUUUAAUUUAAAUAGACCUAUGCAUUGGAAUGUCCAAUGUACGCCUAAAAAAAAUGAGAUCGGUCGCAUCCAUUUUCAUGCUUAAUGUGCCACAAAGCUCUUGUUUUAAUAUUUACUUAUGUAAUAAGUACGGUGCACUUUGCUUCUUGAUAAUAUAGUCAUUUUAAAAAAUGCAGGUUUGUUUUUUGUUUUUCCCCUUAUCACUCUGGAUCCUCUUGCUUUGUUUUGAAGCGUGGAGUCUGAUCUGGCACAAGCAGUGAGAGAUCACAGGUAUCCUAUAUUAACGGCAAUGCUGAAAACAAAUCUCAUUGCAGCAAUUUUGAGAAAGCCCUCUAACAACUUCUUAGAAACCUCCACACAUCUGUGAGAUGAUCAUGGAGUGUAAAAUGCCUUUAUUAAAAAAAUAUAUAUUUCAGUUCUGCAAAGUUUGGUUGCGAGCAAAUUUUAAAUUUUCCUUGUAUGAAAAAGAAAAACUUAAAUGAACAAUUUGCCAUUACUUUAAUGUAUACGUUUCUGUAAGAUAUUCCUUUUGUGUGAUAUUUUAGAAUUACCUUAGGUGACAUAGUUGUAUAUAUGUGCUUUAUUCAACCCCUUACAGGGUAAACCAUUCCAUAAGGCCACAAAGAUUUGGCCUUAAAGUAUCCCUCUAAGCGACAUAACUAUUAUAGCUCCUUACACUAGUAGUUCUGUUACCAAGAGACUUUAACCCCUUAAGGACCAAGCUUCUGGAAUAAAAGGGAAUCAUGACCUGUCACACAUGUCAUGUGUCCUUAAGGGGUUAAACAGUCUUUUUUUUAUUUAUUUUUAUUUUAUUUUUUUUAUAGCAUUUAGCAGUUUGACAAAAAACAGGAUUUCUGCAGCACCAUAGCCACUCACCACCUCACCAGCCGUAUUGGUAACAAAGCAUUUAUACCUUCCCAUUACCAGUAUCCGUUUCAUCUGAUCUACACAAGAGGUUUUGAGUGCUGGUCCGUAAUAAAUCCGCCCAUUCUUCAAACUUACUAAGUGGUUUAGAUGCACAUUCAGCCAUGACCGUCUAACCACUUGUAUGAGUCUUGAAAUAAAUUGCGUCCUUGCCAACGUUUGUCUAGGUAUAAGUGCAGGCUGCCUUGCUGUAAAAAGUUAUGUGCAUUUACUGGUAUCCCAGGGAGAAUACCAUUUUUCUUAGUACUAUUUAACUGGCUUGUCUUUGUUUUAAAGUAUGUGGUUACGAUUUAGCAUUCUGAAAUAUCCUCAAGUAAAUGUUUAUAGCUAUUUAGAAAAAAAUAAAAGAACCUCUCCCCCUCCCCCAAACUUUGAUAUUUAAUGUUUAACUGUUUGUUACUCUCAGACGUACUGAGUCUACUGUCUGUGAACUUGGCCUCAGUGUCAUUGUGUGUGUUGUAGUUUCUCUCACGUUUGUUGUUUCAUGAUUGUGGUGGUAGUAGUGAAUGCAAGAUUCAUACAGGGUUAUUGUUAUCGAUGUACUUUGCUUUGUGUUCAGUGUUUACAGAUUUUAGAGUUUUGACAAGGAAAGAAAAAAACUUACUUCUACUAUAUUCAUAAAUAAUCAUUUGCACCAAAAAUGGCUUAAUAAGUAUACUGGCAAAUAGAAAAUGUGUUGUACAGAACACAUGAUAUCGGGCAUGAUUUGGGGGUGCAACUUUGAUCUUUUUUUUUUUUUUUAAUGUCUUUUUGUUUAUGGAUAUUGAAUAUAUUUUACAGCGGUUUGCACUAGGAAUAUGGCACAUACAAGACUCUGCUCAAGCAAAGGUUACACUCUAUGGGGAUUUAUAGCUUAAAGUAUCCACAGUGAAAACUAAAUAUUGGCAGAUGUGCAAGCCAUAUUUAUGUAUAUGCACCAUUCUAAUUGCUGUGAUAAAUGGUAGAUGUUAGAUUAUAAGGUGAAAAAGGAGUUUACAGUUAAUGAAGGGACAGUUGGGUGAGUUGAGCGAGGAAUUGCCUGAGAGAGGUGUCUGGGGAGUUUUAAGCGUUAAAGAACCACUAUUGGCACCCAGACCACUUCAGCUCAAUGAAGUGAUCUGGGUGCCAGCUCCAUCUAGGGUUAACCCUGCAGCUGUAAACAUAGUCAUUUCAGAGAAACUGCUUUGUUUACAAUAGGGUUAAUCCAGCCACUAGUGGCUGUCUCAUUGACAGCCGCUAGAGGCGCUUCCGUGCUUCUCACUGUGAAAAUCACAGUGAGAAAAUGCUUACGUCCGUAGGAAAGCAUUGUGAAAUGCUUUCCCAUGGACUGAUUGAAUGCGCGCGCAGCUCUUGCCGCGCAAGAGCAUUCAGCGCUGACGUCGGAAGAGGGAGGAGAUUUCCCAGGCGCUGGAGAAAGGUGAAUGUUUAACCCCUACCUCCUCCUUCAGCCCAGCGGGAGUGGGGCACUGAGGGUGGGAGGGGAACUAAAGACCCUAUAGUGCCAGAAAAACGAGUUUUGGGUGUGGGAUUUGUAUGUCUGUGUUAGGGGAACCGUCCGUAGCAAACUGACAAAAUAUCCAGUUGAUUACUGAGGUCUCUACCCUUCCCAACCUAAAAGGUGCUGCAGUUUGUUGUUUACAAGUUAGGACCCACUCAAUGUUAUGUGAACUAAUAAAGCACAACAUGUUUCUUUUUCUUAUUUUUGAGAAUUCUGGUUUUAAUCUGUACUUUGGGCAUUGAAUGUGAACCUACAUGAAUCGGACAUGAACUUUGUUUGUGCCAAACCUCCUAGUACAAAGCUCUAUAAAAUAUAUUCAAUAUCUCUAUUAUCGGUUAAUUCCAGGAUGCCAUGAGAAAGUGAUCUUUAGUUAUAGAUUUUCUAAUCUGUACAUUUUUGUGGAUUUAAUGUGUGACUGGACUGCAUGAGUAUGUGAGUGGUUAGACUAAAUGAAUGCUGUUUGCAGGUGUGCAAGAUUUGAGUGUAGCAGGAUUGAUUGGGUGAGUGAUACUUAAUUAUACUAAAUGGGAAAUGGAACUUUAAUUUAAAGGGACACAAUAGGCACCCAGAUCACUUCAGCUCAUUGAAGUGGUCUGGGUGCAGUAUCCCAGUUCCCAUGUCCUUUAACCCUGAGCAGGUGAUAAAUAAUUACCUGCUAGGGUUAACUCUACAUCUAGUGGCUGUCUAUCAGACAGCCACUAGAGGAACUUCCAGGCUGUUAAGUGACUUUUGGUUAAGUUGCCUUACUGACACUGGACGCACUCAUGCAAUGCAUGGGGACAUCCAGCGUCACACAAAACCCUAUAGGAAAGCACUGAAUAAUGCUUUGUUAUGGGGUAACUCUAAUGCGAGCAUGACCAUUGUCAUGCAUGUGCAUUAGGUCUUUCCCCGUCGGCUGGGGAGAAGAGAGGCAAACCCGAGCCUGCACCCUGGGGAGGGGGAAGCUAUAGUGCCAGGAAAACAAGCUUGUUUUCCUGGCACUAUAGUUUCUUUUAAUAUAGUAGGAAAUAAGGUUUUGUUUUUUUGGGGGUUUUUUUCUUCAUUUUUUACAACUUGUUAGCCCGUUCUUGUUGAAUUUUCUCUAUUGCUACGGCCAUCUUCCCUUUGCUUUAGAUGUUGCCUUUAUUUUUCUGUUAACUUGAAAAAUAAAUGUCACUCAACACUGCUGAGAAGAAUAAAACGUAUACAUUGCAGUACAAGAAAUGCUGUCAGCCCUACUUGAAGCCCUACUUGAAGCAAUAGACACCUGAUAAAUUAGAAUUGUGUGCUCGUCUGUGGAUCCAGACUUUUACAGUAAGAUUCCGUCUUCUUUUUGGGUGAUCACACAAGGUCCAGUGUAUGCAUAUGAAUACUCUGUUAAAUUUCCUGUGCAUGGUUGUCAUGCUGGUAUUCACCUUUAUUUCACUUGUUUAAUUCUAGUUCACAGGUAACUCCACCUGUCACCUGUCCUUGUAGUAAAAGAAGACUCCAUUCUCUGUGCAUGGUUUGCAUAGAAUAGGUGAUUAGGACAUGAUAUGUCCAUUCUCCUUUUACAUUUUUUCAUGGUUUGCAAAUUCACUUUUACUUUGCAAUAAUUUUAUUUAAAACAUUUCAUUUUUUGAGGAUACACUCCUGACUCCAUUCAUAUUUUGUGGAUCUUUUUAGUAAUUGUUGUCCUGUAUCUACAUUCUGUGCAUUUUAUCUACACCAGUUUGUUACACAAUCUGCAUAAAUCAAGCAAAAUAUGCAGCCAAUAUUCAACUUUUACUCCUGACACUGGGAUGGAGUCAAGAUCCAUUUUUCUCAUGUGUUUUCUAUAUUUUUAUCAAAACUGUGAAAAAAGAGCUCACAUUUUGAGACAAGUGAAUCCAUUUCAAAUUUAAAUAUAUAAUAUAUGUUUAUAUGACAUUUUGAUGUCAUCGAUGAUUGCCAACUCUUUUUGUUCUUAUUUUGGCCUGAUUGUGGUGUACAGUGAAGCUCUGGGUCCAUGGUUCUGUUGGGAUAUAUAGAAAUGUUGUUUAUUUUACAUCAUCCCUUAUUUUAUCCUGGUUCAUCAUUGUUUUGAUUUAUUGUACGUUGGUACUGAUUUCAUAACAUUAAUAUAUGUGAUAUCAAGAAAACACAGAGCUCAGCUUUUUAUAAUUCAAUUUCUAAAUUGUGGGGUUGGAUUGAAAUGUUGCUUGAUAAUAUGUGGAUUAUAAAUAAAGGUAGAGGUAUUUUUAUUUUGCCACAUUAGAACCUAAAAUAUUUGCACUAUUAAAGUGACAUUCUGGUCCAUUCCAACCAGAACUUACUGUGUUUUGGGAGCAGUCCCUCCUUUUGUCAAAUUGUUUUAUAGUAGUAUGAAAAAAAGUGUUCUCGUCUCCCUGCACUUUUUCCAACCACAGCGAUAAUGUGCACCUCUUGUUUUAUGGAUUUGAUAUAUAAUUUUACAGUCCAUAUCUAUUUGAAUGUCAUCACAUAAACAGUGUGCAAAUAGAUACAAAUUGUCUUUAGGCGUUAAGUUACAGUCCAACAAUUGAUGUCUGUGUAACCACGCUGAGGGCAAAAAGAUGACGUAACAUGUUUACAAUUUUAUAAAAAGAUUGUGUUUGAAAUGAAACACACACAUCUUUUUAAUUUGUAUCAUUUUGACUGUUUAAUCCAUCAGUCAACGACUUGCCAACUCUUCAACAAGAACCUUGCCAAGAUAGGAUUGACAAAAAUCAUUGAGGUUCACUUUUAGAUGGUGUAAUAAUCCGUCUUGAAGAAUAAUUAUUGGUGUUGGAGAUGAAUUCUUCUGUUAUAUAUUAGUUUACAGUUGCUUUCUUGGAGAUGCUGGUCUUCUCAUAUGGUUUUUUGGUGGUUGAAUCAAAAAAGUAUCAAAAGAAACCCAGAAUACUGAAAGGUGCUUUGGAUAUAAUUAUGGAUGAUGUACCAAAUCACAUCCAAAUGCAAACAUCAAAUAUUAUAGUUCAUUGCCCUUUUGAGGGAGAAAUCUGAUCACAAUAACAAGAGAUCCAUCUUCAAAUAAUGUGUCAAGGAGGGAGAAAAAUGGAAAUGCCCCAAAACUAUAAAUUUUUGUUUUAUCUAUCCAAAAAAAAAAAAAAAAGUUUUGGUGUGACCAGCAGGGCUAAUACCACACUAGCUAUUCAAUAAGAUUUUUAAAGAGAUUAAAACCUUUCUCCUCUCUAUGGUUUUCUUCUGGAAUCGAAUGCCAAAAACGUACAAUGGGAAACCAUAUCAUCUUAGGGAACAUUCGACAAAAAAGUAGAAGUUGAUAUAUCGAUGAGAACUGUGCAUCAGUCUUGUUAGUUUCACGUCUAUAUAAAAUAAUUUAAAACGUAUAAGUGAAGGUCAUACUUGGGAAUUGAAGAAAUAAUGUUUGCUUUUUUCCAAACAAUGCUGCAUUUUUGCUUUUCUACAUUUUUUUGUUUUAUAUUAAUCUGCCUGUUUUUGCACUAUUUAAUGCCAUGCAUAUCAGACGCCUAAUAGUUUUAAUCUGUGAAGAUACCAUGGUUUAUAGUUAUCAGUAUAUAUGAAAUUAAGUGGGAAGUUAUAUAUCAAGUAAAUAUAAGUCUUUUUUUAAUUGGUGAAAUUUCUCAAUAGAUGAAUAAGGCUUGGUCAAGACAUGGAGUAAUGCCAUUCAUCCAUAAAACUCCUUCAUGUUUAUACUGAGAUAAACUGUACAUUUAGAACAUGCUGUGGUUAUCUGGUAUUUUGAAGUAUACUUUGCCUAUUCCAUUACACCUGAUAUCUGGGACUGUGCGCAUUGUUUCCCAGAUAGGAGCAGAUUCCAUCUUACCGUUCAGAAAAGACCAUCGUGCUAUAAUUCAAAACUGCAAAUAGAGCAUAUUGUUAACAUAUUUGCACUGCUAAGAGUUAAGGCUGUAAUUAUGUGAAACCCUGUGGGAAAAUAACUAUUUUGUAGAAAAGAGCAUUAGAAGGAGGACCUGGGACUUAAUAGAAUGAGCAAAUUUAAUGGAAAACCAACAGAUCCCAAGUAUACCUCCUUCACCCCUCAGGCAUCUUCUGCAAAUGAGGGACACUGUGGGGUAAUUUUUAGAUUAACGUUCGCAUGUUGGAUACCAGUGGAAGAGAACCAAAAACAUUUUAUUAGGUAAUACCACAUGGGUAGUGUAUUUAUGAUUACAUUGUAGUGCUUUACCUGGCUCCAUUCUGCCUCCAAAAGGUAGAAUUAUAGUUUCUUGACUCUUUCUGUGGGAGUCAUUUUUGAGUAACUGGGGUGGGAUUGACAAACAGUGGAAAGAAAAAAUGACUGAUUUAUGGGGUUCUACCUCCAGAAAUUACUUGUUUAGGUUUAGUAUCUUGAUAUGUAACGUUUGAAGACUAUGGCCUCAAUUUUAAUAUUUUUUUUUUAUUAUUAUUAUAAUAAACUUUUCAAUUGAUCACAUUCUGUUAGGAUUUUUUUUUUAAUUAUUUAUGUACAUAAGUCACCAUUAACUUCUAUGGGAAAUUUUUUGUAGAUAAAUAUUUUGAAAAGUUUUCUAACAAAUUGUGAUCAUUUAAAAAGCUUAUACAAAACUAUGAGGCCUCUGUCUUAAGUUUGGAGGGGCCAUAUAUUUGCCAAGAGUAACUUCAAUAAAAAAGGGGGUUGAGGACACCCUUGAUGAGUUCCACUGGAAAUAGAAAAGCAUUUUUAGAUUAGGUUUUUUUUUUUUAAAUAAAGAAUUGACAUAAAAAAAGUGGGGAAAACCAUAUUUUUAAAUAUGUUGUAUGUCCAAUUGAUAGUGUUAGCCCAGAAGUUGCGGACUGUGUUUUCCUGAUUACAUUAUGGAAGGCUGAGUCAGCAACAACUAUUAUUCCAACAUGUCUUUCACUGGUGUAUGUCUUCCUCUCCACAUUGCUUACUGAUGGGACUUUGUGCUUGAACACUUUGUGCUAUGUUGUGGCAUAUAAUAAAACCUAUGCAUAUACUGAAAUAAAGCUGACUUACUGAAAUAUAUUUGUCUCAUGAUUCUUUCUCCCCAAAGAGUGCAAUAUUUGAACACUGUUUUGAGAUUUGUGAUGGCUGUAUAGUUUAGUAAAUUGAUCUCUCCCCUAUCCCUGACCCUCCCAUUGCUUUCAGUGGGAGAACUGUACUCAUCCAUAUGCAGAGCCGGUGAAAGGAUUUUUGCUGCCCUAGGCAAACAAAAAUUUGCUGCCCCCCCAUAUGUUCUGCUUGCCAUGUGACAUCACAAUGCCCCAUCCAUAUGAUCUGCCAUAUGGGCCUACGCCAAUUCUGCACAAAGUGUCUUUUAUCUGAAAAGGCAGUGAGUUUACAUUAAAAGGCCUGCAGGCACUGGUUAUAGACACCAGAACCACUACAUUAAGCUGUAGUGGUUCUGGUGACUAUAUAGUGGUCCUUUAAUGUGAGGUAAAUUAGAGAUUAGCGCCACUAAUAAUAUAUUGGAUUGCCUACUUACCACCAGAUAGAGGACAAGAGAAUGAUGAUGGGCUCAGGCUGCAGUCUGUCUCCACUGGUCUGGUGUAGAAGAGGUUCUCUGGAUACUGUUUGUAACAGUGCUCUCAAAAAUUAACGAACAGGAAGUAGCUCCACUUUUUGGGGCCCUUUACACAGCUCAAGGUCUGGGCCCCCAGGGCCUGACCGUGAGUACGCCUACAAGGCCCGCCCAUAAUUCCACCUACAUGGCCCACCCAUGAGUUUGCUCAAAGGGAGUGGAUUGGAUGUGUUAUGUGUUAUUGUAGAGGAUGUAAUGUGUGUGUGUUCUUAUGGAAUGUAGUGUAUAGGGAUACCAAUUUGUGUAAGGGGUAUAGUGUGUGUAUAGGGGAUGCAGGAUGUGUUUGUGUGUAAGGAAUGCAUUGUGUGUUUCUGGGUGUGUCUGUGUGUAAGGGAUGCAAGGUGUGUUUCUGUGUAUGUAAUUUAAUUCAGUGUGUUUCUGUAAGGGGUGCAUUGACUGUUUGUAAGAGAUGCAUUUUGUUUCUCUGUGUGUGUGUGUGUGUGUAAGAAAAGUGCACACACAGUGUAUCUGUGUGUGAGUAGAGAUGCAUUGUAUGUUUCUGUGUGUGUGUGUGUGUGUGUAUGGACGCAUUGUGUAUUUCUGUGUAUGUGUAAGGAUGCAUUGUGUAUGUGUGUGUAUUGUGAAAGAGAGGGUUUGUGGGGUAGGAUAUGGGCUGAGAGGGGAGCAGCUCUUUGUUUUUAUAGUGCUCUCCCCUCCUGUCAAUUAGUUAUCUCCUGUCCCUCAGUGUUAUCCCCUCCUGUCCCUUAGUGCUGUCUCCUCCCCUCCUGUCCUUUAGUGCUCUCCCUUGACCCCUGUCACUUGGUGAUAUUGCCUCCCCUUCAGUCCAUUAGUGCUCUCCCCACCCAUCCCCCAGAGCUCCCCCCUCCUGUCCCUUUGUGCUCUCCCCGACCUUCCUGUCCCUUAGUGCUCUCUCCUCCCCUCCCUUAGAGCUGUACCCUCCAUCCUUAGAGCUCUACCCUGUACCUUAGUGGUCUCUCCCCCUGUCCCUCAGUGUUCCUCUCUUCUCCUUGUCCCUUAGUGUGGUCUCCCCCCCCUCUUAGUGGUCCUCUCCAGACCCUCGUCUUCCCCCUUAGUGGUCCUCCUCCCCGAAACCCUUAGUGGUCCUCCGCCCCCAAAGCCACUUCCCACUCUCCUAGUGGUCCUCCCUCUCCCCCUUAUUGGUCCUUCCUCUCACCCAACCACUUAGUAGUACUCUCCAUCCCCCCUCUCCUCCCUUAGUGGUCCUUUCACCCUCAUCUCUCCCUUAGUUGUCUUCCCUCCCUGUUAUACCUCCUUUCUAUCUUUGUAGUGUGGCCGGCGGCACGGACCACGGUACAGGAGCUUAUGUUUCCGGCCACACUACAUUGAGUACAAAUACAAAAAAACAAGUCCUGCGCUCAAACUCUCUAUACUCUUGGGUGACAGCAACGACCAUAGUAUACAUCAGCCCCAUACAAAAAACUAAGAAAAACGUUACCUGCGUUCUUCCCAAAUCCUUUUGCACAUUUAAACAAAUGGAGGUUAUUUAGUUGCUCCAAUGGCCAUGAGAGUUUAGCCCACCUGCCAACAUUAAGGCAAACCUCUCAGGUGGGUCCUACACUAACCUUGCUUCCUUGAGCUUCUGGCAUAGAUUUCUCUAAUGAGACAGAGGUGUAUUUUUUAUAGACACCCCUAUAUACUUAUUAACCCUUAGUAGGAAACACAUGGGUUGGGCAGCAGCAUUGUAGCAUAGCUGUGUGAUACAAAGGUGAAUACAAAUACAAAAAAACUAGUCCUGCGCUUAAACUCCCAUUACUCUUGGGCGGCAGCAACGACCAUAGUUCACAUCAUCCCAAAUACAUACAGUAAAAACCAAAGAAACAAGUUACAUAGCAAAAAGCAAAACUGAGUGACUGGCAGGAGGGAGCGCUGUGCGCUUCCCUCCCGCCUGUCACUCAAAUCUGGCGCCCCCUUUGCCGGUGCGACCUAGGCAACUGCCUAAGUCGCUUAUAGGAUGAACAUGCCCUGUCCAUAUAUGUUUGCAAUAUACAGCAGCUAUGAUAAAUACAUUUUCUGUACAGAUCCGUAUAGAUCAGGGGUAGGCAACCUUUCAGCAGCACUGUGCCGAAAUAGGAUUGUGAUGUCCCAUAGCGUUCCAGUCCUAUUUUUUUUAAAUUGAGUUGUGCCUGUUUCCAUAUUCUGCUUGUGUUAUUUAAACUGUGGUUGUUUUGUAUCGUAUUUCUGGGUAUAUGAACUAUUAUAUUGUAUAUGUUCAUGAGUAGUUUGUGGUAUCGUGUAAAAUACAUAUGAAUGUGGGCUGUGUAUGGGGGCUGCUUGUGAAAUGUGUGCAGAUGGAUUUGUCUCAUGGUGUGUUUGGUAGUGUGUGUAUGUGUGGGGCUGUUUUGCUUAUUGCAUGUUAGAGGCUGCAUGUAUGUGGAUUGUCAGUGGUGUUGAGUUUGUGCAGAUUGUGUGUAAGUUUGUGUGUGGGCUGUUCAUAUUAUUUGUAUGCGGGGAGGGUUGUUCUGCAGAGAAACCACAAGGGGGGGCUAAAGAGAGAGAGAUGGGGAGGAGGCACAGACAUGAAAGGGUUUGGGAAGGGACAAAAGAGACAGACAAAAGCUUGGGGGGACGGACACACAUUGACAGAGGGGUUGGGAAAAGGCAAAAGAGACAGGCAAAAGCUUGGAUAUCACACAAAUAUAAACAGAGGGGUAGAAGAGACAGACAGGUUUUGGGGGGUACACAAAGAGUCAGGGGUGUUCGGUAAGGUGAGGGGCAGGGCCGGACUGGGGAUACAAAGUAGGCCUGGAAAAAAAAGAAUCUAUGCCAGCCCAAUAAGUCAUUGUGCCAUGUAUUGUCACAUGUAAUAUGUAAGGCUAUGUCUUGCCACCCCAGAUGUGACGAGACCAAUCUCGCCACAUUGCAUUGGAGGAGCCUAGUUGCCCACCUGCUGCCUUUGGAUUAUGGACCGGCAGCUAAAGGGUUGAUUUUACUGUGCAGAAGGAUUUAUUUCUCCCUUUCUGCACAGCCGUUCGGUAGAUUCUAUCUACCGAACAAACAGACUUCUAUCAGCCUCCCCAGAGCCGUGGGAAGUCGGCCGGCGCCGUUAAUUGGCCACCCAGAAGCUGGAGUGCGCCCUCCAUUUACCUCCCUGAAGCCGCAGUUAACCGCGGCUUAACGAGCGUGUGCCGGCAAUUGACCACCCAGUAGCUGCGGUUAACCGCAGCUUAAUUGAUUGUUACUGGGUGGUCGCGGUUACACUUAGCCGCCACACGAUGGCGGUGUUCUGGAGCUCCCCGGGCAGCCAGCGCUUUUCUGCCCAGCUUUCCUGCACCAAAACCGGACACUUUUACAUGCAGGCACCGCUGAACCUCCAACCCCUGGUUCUAAUUCGUACGGAUUUAACGAAUGCAUGUAAAUUCGGUAUUUUAUGUUGGAGGAAUGUUUUAACCCAGAUAGCUAUGCCAUGGAGCCUGUUCGUGUAAUUAAAGACUUUGGCUCCAUGGCAAUUAAACUGUAUUCGUGUGGUCUGAGUGCCAUUCACCUAAUAAUGUGCACUCAGACCUGAGCUAUCUGGGGAUAUGUUACAUGUAUAUAUUUACCGUACCAUUUGUCCCAUUAUGUAUUUUAAAGUGAUAGUCUGUCUUUGUGUCCCCACAUGUGUAAUGGAGUUUUGCCUUUGUCCUGGGAGAUAAUUGAAUUACUUCUCCAGGGCAGAGGGGAGGAAGCCAGGAUGCAUUGUGGGGAUGUUUUACUUCUGUAUGUCUGUAAUUGGUACAUGUCUGUCUUUUGUUACAGUCUUCCAUCUGGUCCCCUAGGGGAGUGUCCACCAGGUGGGAGACCUGCAUAAAUACUGGGCAGGUAGCCCUCAUUAAAACAGACCACUGCUUGACCC
Messenger RNA from Pelobates cultripes (western spadefoot toad), 53310 nucleotides. NCBI's taxonomy places the organism in Eukaryota, Metazoa, Chordata, Amphibia, Anura, Pelobatidae. The record is from the annotation of a GenBank genome assembly.